AUGGACACAGUGUGUGAGAGUCCUCGGAAUCCGAAAGAGGAGCAGAAUGGGGACUACACUGCUGUUAGAUCUCAUACCCAUCCUCCUAUCAGUAUCCUAACUUCCACCUUCCUGUUCUGUGCGGAAAAUGUAGCUGCGGCAGUAGUUGCUGCAGGGUACAGCUAUACAGAAGAUGCAGUAUGGAUGUCCCUGACUAUCGUCUUCAUGUUGGUCCCUUCUGUCAUGGUGCAGCUGACACUAACAUUCAUCCACCGAGACCUUGGAAGGGAUCGCCCCCUUAUUCUCUUAAUGCAUCUGCUUCAACUUGGACCUCUGAUCAGGUAUAGUGAGUGACACUAAAUCUAAAUAUUAUUAUGUUUAUUGGGAAAAAUUCCUCACUAUCACACUCCCAAGACUAUUUUUCAAUUUUUAUUAGAAUCUUUUAUUGCUCCAAAAAUUUAAAAAAUUAAAUCAAUGUUUCAGUUUUGCCAAUCAAACUUUAAUGAGGAUAUAGCUUGUGUAAUAACAUGUAUGUUUUAUUACACAAGCUCUUUCCUGAUGAGUUUGGCAAACUGAAACUUGAUUUUAUCUUUUGAGCAAUAAAAGUUAUAUUAAAUGGGGGAGGGGUGGUGGGAAGGAGAACACUCAGAGACACUCUAGUCAGCAAAACAACUUUAGCUCAAUGAUACAGUUUUGGUGUAUAGAACAUGCCCCUCCAGCCUCACUGCUCAAUUCUCUGCCAUUUAGGAAUUAAAUCACUUUGUUUGUGCACCCUAGUCACACCUCCCUGCAUGUGACUUGCACAGCCUUCCUAAACACUUCCUGUAAAGAGACCUCUAAAGUUUAUCCUUUAUUGCAAGUUCUGUUUAAUUUAGAUUUUCUUAUCCCCUGCUAUGUUAAUAGCUUGCUUGACCCUGCAAGAGCUUCCUGUAUGUGAUUUAAGUUCAAUUUACAGAGCAAGAAAUACAAUUAAGGUAAAGUACAUCUGACUUAAAAGUGAAACCAGUUUUUGUUUUGUUUUGUUUUUCUUAAUGCAGGCUGUGUCAUUCACAGCCAGGGGCAAUGUGACAAGGGCUGCAUUAACAGAAACAAAGUUAUUUAACUCCUAAAUGGUAGUGAAUUGAGCAGUAAAACCUGAGAGGCAUGAUCUAUAUACACACCAAAACUGCUUCAUUAAGCUUAAGUUGUUUAAGGGACUAUAGUGUUCCUUUAAUGUUUUUCAGUUUGGAGUGAAGUGAAUGAACCUUUUUAGUUUAUCUGACUUGCAGGUUCUCAUAAUGAAAGCACUGUUAUUCACAAAAAUGUACUACACAGUAGGAUUACUGUAUUUAAAGGCUAUGCAUUGCUUCCCAGACUUACAAUGUUUGUUUGGUUUAUUCUCAAUGAUGUAGUAACUGUAAGCUAUAUAUAGUUUUUGUCCAUUGGUCUCAACGUAAGUUAGGUAAGCAAACCUAGACUGUUUCAUAAUAUGUUGCUUGCUGCUCAAAGUGAUUGAUACACUAGUCCAGGGCUAGGUAACCUACGGCAGUAGUUCCACGCACAGCACUCAUGGCUGCUAGAGCCAAACAGGCUCUGGCCUAUCAGAAGUCCCAGUGACUGCUAUUACGAAAAGGUGGUGAAGGACAAUCCUCAAUUUAUGCAUUGCAGCACGUAGAGAAAGUGAUCUCAGAUCAGUUCCUCCCAGCACUUGUGAAUGGGAAUCCACACUGUAGUAGAGCAGCUGCUGUUACUGCUCCUGUUCUGUUCUUGACCUGUACCUGGCCAGCCUGGUCCCCACUGGAACCCAGGGAAGCCACCCACACUGCUAGAUAUACACAGAAAUGCAGAAUAACCUUCCCCUCAUACAAAUAAUAACAGCCCACACACAAACAUACACACAAUCCGCACAAACAUAACCUGCUAACAAUUCACAUACAUGCACACAACCCCACAUGCAGCCUCUCACAUGCAAUACCCCAAGCAGCCCCCACACACUACCAAUCACACAAUGUGACAUAUCCACACACAAUUCCACAAGCAGCCCUCAUACACAGCCCACAUUUAUAUGUAUCAUACACGAUAUCAUAAACUACUAAUGAACAUAUUCAAUCUAAUAGCUCAUAUACACACAAAUACAAUGAUACAAAGCAAUUGCAGUAUAAAUAACACAAGCAGAAUAUGGCAACAUAGACACGUCAAUUUAAAAAAAAGGAUCGGCACGCUAUGGGAUAUCACAAUCCUAUAUCGGUACAGUGCUGCUAAAAGGUUGCCUACCCCUGCACUAGUCUUUAAACACAUCAUUGCAGCUGUCAACCAUGAAUGCUGGUUAUGCUUUAAGUUGUAGUGACCGGUAUGCUCACUAACAUAUGUUGCUGUAUGUCCUUGCAUUGCUAACAUCAGUUGCACCAAAUACCUUAGAAUGAACAACUUCUAUAUCUACAGGUUAUGCAGUGUCCAAGGAAUGAGCCUAACCGUCACACCUUUAUUAAAUCAAAUUAAUCAGCAAGCCUGUUUUGAAUUCAGAUGUAGGCCAUUCAUAUUGCUCCCUUUGCAAUGUGUUUCCCCUGCCAAUCUAAGUAAAGCUCAUGUCUUCAAUAGAACACUUAGCAGUUUUAUCAUUUUUACCUUCUUUCCUUGCAAGAGCUAGUAUUGUCUUAAAACCUAAGCAGCGAUCACCAUUAAGAAUACACAACAAUAGAAGAUCUAAGCUCAAAAAGGCAAAGAGGGAGGGUGGGGUGGGGUGGGGUAGGUCAAACUGUCACUCCCUGAGGUGAUCAGACAAGGGGAAACCUGCCUGAAAUGUUUUAAAUAGUUACCACCCCUACCCUAAGAGUAAUUGUGUCUUAGCCUUGCUGUAAGUGGGUUGCGAACCUAAUGUGUUAUUAUUAUUAUUAUUAUUAUUAUUAUUAUUAUUGCCAUUUAUAUAGCGCCAACAGAAUCCAUAGCUCUUUGAAAUAUUAUAAGAGAGGAUUUAACUAUAAAUAGGGCAAUUUACAAGAAAACUUACAGGAACGAUAGGUUGAAGAAGACCCUGCUCAAACGAGCUUAGUCUAUAGGAUUCUUCAAAAAAUUUGCCUAACUUUCACUGGCUGUAGAGCAGAAGUGUAUAAUGAGGCCUGAUCAUUUGUGUGAGACGCUUAAAUCAAAGUAAGGAAACAUAUGCUCCCUGAAAAUUUUUUUUUUUUUUUUUUUUUUUUGUCUGAAUUUCUAUGACCAAAUAAGACUCUGACAAAUGAGCUUCAAGCAUUGACCACCGCUUUAUUAGCAAAAGCAACCAGCACGGAACAUUAAAGGAACACUAUAGGGUCAGGACCUGAUAGUAUUAAAACCAUCCUCUAGCCCCUCCCCCCUUGCCUCCCUAAGUAUAAUAAAAUCUUACUUGUAUUUAAGUCUGCAGCUGCUGCCUCUGCUUGCUUGGCUGAUAUCCAAAGUGAUUCUGUGAGCCAAUCACAAUGCUUUCCCAUAAAGAGGGUGUAGACACUGUAUGGCAGUCGCACUGCCCUAGGAAGCACCUCUGGCAGCCAUCUGAGGAGUGGCCAGUGGAGUUAUCACUAGGCUCUAAUGUAAACACUUUAUUUUCUCUGAAAAAACUGUGUUUACUGCAAAAAGCCUGAAGACAAUGAUUAUGCUCACCAUAACAAAUACAAUAAUCUGUAGCUGUUGAGAAGACAGCAGGUAUUACCCACCAUAAUAAAAGGUGUUACUCCAACCACCAUUACCACUUCAGUUUCAAAGUGGUUAUGGUGGUUGGAGUCUGUAUGUGCAGCUUUUCAGUAUGAAACCCUGCCCAUAGGUGUAAUCAGGUUGGCUAAUGUCAAUCUAUGCAUAUUUCAGACACACUCACCCAAUGAUUGAGUGGCGGGGUCAGCAGCUCUCCCUGGAGACUCGAUGACUUGCUCAACCCAGGUAAGUGGCAAACUGUUGCUAAAUGAUUUGCCACUAUACUUGGGGAGUGGCAUCAGGGUACUCUUAUCGAACCCACUACAGUUAAGUAUGAGAUCUAGUUCUGUGUCCAUCACAGGACUUGUCUCCCCAGCGCCCUCUCAAAGACUGGCAUCUAUUUAAACCUGGCCAGGAUUCUCCACACCUGUGACAAAGGAGACAAAACAGGAGAAAAAAAUUAAAUAUAAAAACUAAUUCCAACAGGGCGGGCUGGAAACGGUGAAUGACAAGUUCUCCUUGGUAGAAAGCUGGCAAACCUCUAUCUUGAUGCUGUUUUUAUAACCUACAUCUUUAUCUGUAAAUACUGAAACUAAGGUCUGUUCAAAUGUUAUGUGGCAGACUGAUUUACAGGCAUAGCCCUACAAUCCGAAAUCCCUUCCCUGAUUGGUCGUGGGUUCUUUUUUUCAUAAACACUAUGGAUACCCUACAAUACAUUUAAUGGAGCCCACAAAACAGCGCAGUGUAGGAGUGGGCCUUGACAGGGCCAGGUGAGAACUAUAGCUCCCUGCAGCCUUUCUCAUGUAAACACUGUAUUUUCUGAGAAAUAUCUUCAGGGGCCCGGUCAGCGCUGCGGCCGUGUAAUUGCGCGCCCGGUCAGCGCUGCGGCCGUGUAAUUGCGCGACCGGGCCACUUUAAAAAAAAAAAUUGUGGCUGCACCGCAAGUGCUGCUGGGAGGAAGUGACGGCCGGUCACUUCCUCCCAGCCUACUCCGCGCGGGGGGAGAGCAGCGGGAGAGUGGAGGACAGGAGAGGACACCAGAGGCAUCUGCUAUCAUCAUCCCCAGCCACCCUCCUGCAACUUAAAGGUAAGAGGAGGGUGGCUGAUAAAUGAGGUGUGUAUGUAUGUCUGUCUGUAUGUGUUUGUGUGCGUGUCUGUAUGUUUGUAUGUCAGUAUGUAUGUCUGUAUGUGUACGUCAAUGUGUGUGUGUAUGUGUCUAUAUGUGUGUAUGUCUGUUUCAGUAUUUGUGUGUGUGUAUUCCUGUGGGCAGGAUUUGGAGGCGGGGCUUGAAGACGGGCACCUUGAGCUGUGUUAGGGGCCCCACAAUUUCUGAUGGCGGCCCUGGUCCUGUGAUUCAGUAUCUCCUCCCUCUGCAUGAAGACACUGGACUUUCCUCAUAGAGAUUCAUUGAUUUUGACAUUGAUUGAUGAGGAGAUGCUGAUUGGCCAGGGCUGUGUUUGAAUCAUGCUGGAUCUGCCUCUUUGUCAGUCUCAGCCAAUCCUAUGGGGAAGCACUGUGAUUGGAUCAGGCUACCACAUGUCAGCAGACUGCUUGUUUUUCUGAGUAUAACAGCAUGCAGAUUUACAGCUUCAGGCUUGAAUACAGUAAGAUUUUUACUAUAUUUAUGGAGGCAUGAGGGGCCUGGGGGGGCUUGAUGAUGGUGUUAACAUGUUUGUGUUCCCGACCCUAUAGUGAUCCUUUAACACAUAUUCUUGGAAAACCAUUCAUGGAACACUUUGUUUACCACAUAAAAUAUUGUCUUAAACAGUCUGAUCCUAAAGCCUCCAAAAGAACACAAAAUACACAUGUAUAAAUAAUGCAGUCUCUUUUGUCACUGUAUCGUGCAUGCAAACAUGGAUAAUGAGAUUAUGGGAAUGAUGGCGGUAUGGAGAAUGCUAAGUGUGGAGGGGUUAAUAGAUACCAACAGACUAAUAGAACGUUAAAAAAAAGAUGAGCAGAUAGUUUCGUAAGUCUGUAUAAUGUUUCUCGCCACAUGUAAAAACUAGUCCAACAAGUGAUGAAUAAAACAUACUGGUCAGUUCUGUUGGGUUGUUGUGAUACCUUCUGCUCUCUGUUGGGUUCUCCUUCAAGAUCCUUAUUCUAAUGCUGUACCGCAAUCGUGGGUGUGGUGUUCUUACAGAAUAUCUUGUUUGUUGAAUAUGUGCUUUAGACCUAACUACGUGACACAUGUUAAUUCAUGCAAGCUUGUAACAUCAAUAUUCUGUAUCUGGCAUCAGCUGGUUGCAUUCACCUUAUAUCGACCUUGGGAAAACUAAAAGAAAUAAUGUGAAUAUUAUUUCAUUUUCCAUUUGAUUGGUUUCUGCCACCCAAAUAAAAUAUGCUGUUACCGAGCCUGUUCUGUUUUAAUAGAUGGUGCCCCUACUAAUUGUAGUGCGGGAAUUGGCUUGUUCUGUCUGAAUUUUGCAUGCCAUUUCUUUUAUUACAUCCCUGCUGUUGUCCAGUCAGGCCCUUUUUAUUUUCUUUUUUUUUUUAAUGAGCUGAGCAACAUGGCAACAUAGACACGUCCCCCCCCCCAUCAUGUGUUGAACUACAACUCACAUGAUGCUCUGCAUGCCUUUGGAAAGACAAAGCAUCAAGGAAAUGAAAUGGGCAAUAAAGAAGUCAAACUCCCCCCUUGUUUAUAUUGCUUCAAUUCUUGUACAAGGGUUAGAUUGACUAAGCACUGUUGUAGCAUCAUUGUCACUCGUUCUGUUCCUUAACUCCCCUUCCACAGGUUGAGACUUUCAGCUGAUAGUGAUGCAUGCUCAAGUACAGGGAAGCAUGACUUAAUGCAAAGGUGAAUCAAAUAACUAUGCAUUAGAUCAUAGUUGGUUUGGGUUUAAAUAGCAUUCAUACAUUACAAAGAAUUUUUUUUUUUUUUUUUUUAGACAGAGGAAGGCUGGAGGGGGGGAGAGAAGUGCAUAUAAACAAAUCACUCCAUUUGGGCCAUCAACCAUGUGAAAUGUUUUAAACUACUACUGCAGAAACCAAAAUCUAAUGAUAAAAAGAAUAUGGUAAUAAGGUAAUAUAUUUUAGUAGCAAAAAAUACACCUGUGUCCUCACAUUUACACUGCAAGUGUACCCACACAUGCACCCUCUUACUUGCACAUAUAUGCUCCUCUACACUUAGAGGCAGUCUGAGCACCAUAACCACUGCAUCAUUGUAGUAGUAAUGUUACUAGCAGGCUCCUGGCUCCAUCACCAAGAAGUCUUUUAUGGGUAGGCAUAACAAGGCAGAAUGCAUGGGAGUCUUUAUUCCAGAGUCAAAAUGUAUUCCUGCAGAGUGCAAAAACCGUAGCAAUAAAUUCAGCCCUAACCCUUUACGUGUUUAGUGUAUGUAGCACUUUGUCAUAACUUAGUUUGCUUUACUGAAUCUAGUUCAUGCAGUGGGGACCAACCGCUUCUAUAUGGAGAUUAGGUAUUGUUUUGUGGUAUAGUGGUCUUUGGAGCUGCCUGUAUUUUGUGUAAACCACUGACUGCAGUAAUUGACUAAUGGCUCCCCUGCAACUAAUUCAAACUGUUUGAGUAAUUUGCCACAAACAGAAAGUCGCCCAGGGGUUCCUGGUCCAGCCACUUAUUUACCAUAUUGCUAAUGUAGUAGAUGUAAUAUCAAUUUCAUCAAGACGUCAUACGUUUUUAUUGUUUUGUUUACAUGUCAAUGGAUGCAGUCUGGCAAUGUUUAUUCUCUGAUGUUGGACAGGUGGGUCUGUCUGCAUGCUGUACAUUGCAGAUCUCUUAGUAGAUCCUACCCACACUCUCUGGACACCACAUAUGGGGCUGAUCCAUUUAAAAGAUCUGCACAGUAAGAGAGUGCUUCCACACAGGGCAAUGCAUACAUUGUUCCCUGUGCCUUCACUGUCACUCAUGAAGGUACAUGCAAAUAUGUGUGCUUUAAACACUGCUGUACCUGUGACUACUUAAGAAUACUUUCAGGGGCAACAUACAUCUCCAUCAUAGGCUGGUAGCCCAACUGGCCCCAAAUACUGCCGUUCAUGGAGUAUUAACACCACAAGCCACCAGAACAUUAGGGCUGCAGAUUAACCAUACCUUGCAUGCCUGACCGUGCUCCGGUGAUAGUAUGUCAUUUAAGAAGCAGAACAUUUUUGCGGUGAAUUUGCAGUGCAUGCUCACCUGUAUAACUGUGAUGAGUUACAGGAUAACUGUGAUCAGGCAUACACACGUCAAAUAUAUGAGUAUCUGCAAAGUCAAGGUACAGUCAAAUGUUGGGAAAUUAUUAGAACAUGCCAGGAAUCCUCAUGUCCUCACAAUAACCAGGCACUGAGCCAGGUGUGGGGAUUGUCCGUGUAAAGGUCAUACAGCUUGGUGACAUAACAUGGUUGUGAUAUGUUCCCUAUUAUACACUGUAUACUGAUAGAAAAUAUCAGGGGUAUGUUAUAAGCAUGGUACCUAGUUAUCUUCUGCACCUUGUCCAGUAUAUUUCCAUAUACCUUUCUCUUCAGUAAACUAAUUAAUUUAUUCUAAUUCGUGUAAAUCAAACUACUUGGAGCCAUCACCUGAAACUCUGUGUGUUCAAAUGGAUAAAGAGGGACACUUGAUUUUAUGGGUGUGAAUGGGGUGUGUGGCCAGGGGAGGAAUUUUAGGUAACUUGCUAAUAAAUUAAUUUCGCACAAGAACAAGGUACCUUAUUUAAAGAGACUAAUUUCUAAAGAUAUUUAUUGUAGUUUUAAAGACACAUUACUGGGAGUCUUAUUGCUGUGGAGCUCUUUUAUACACCCAGACACACAAACAAUAUGGAGCUGCUAAAAAUGCAGGACAGAGGGAUUUGAGCCCAAAGAAGUGACUCUCUCCUAAAUAGGGACACUUUGGGGGUGGUCUGCCCUUCCCAUCAUCUAUUACACAAAAUGUUCUGUAUGUAGCUGUAGCUGAAUAUAGACUGAAGAUAGGCCCCACAGGGGCGUAACUAGGAGCCACAGUUCCCCCGGUGCGAAAAUUGCCCUGGCCUCCUCCCCCACACACAAAAACAGGGAUAAAAAGAUAUGAAAAAUAAUUAAUAGCAUGAUACGUUUGUAUAACACUAAUCUAAAAGAAUAUAAAAUAGUCAGACCGCAAGACUUGCAGUGGAGCUGAACGGCACGGAGGAGAAGGGAGCUGACAGGAGCUGCAGGAAAGGUAACAGCUCGCUUCCAGCUCCCCUCCUGCACAGCCCAUCCACUGGACCACCAGGGAAAAAUAUAUCCCCCCUCCCUGGCCAGCUAACAAGCAGGGAGGGGAAAUUUUUUAAAAAUAAUAAAAUUAAAAAUGUAAUAAUAAUAAAAAUGCCCACCCCCCCCACCAAGGUUACACACUCUGCAUCACAUACACGCAUCACACACACACUCUGCAUUCAUUCAUACACACUCUGCAUUCAUUAUAUAUACACACACUGUAAAUAAAUAUUCAAUUUAAUAUAAUUUUUUGGGGAUCUAAUGUUAUUUAGAAGUUUACCAGUAGCUGCUGCAUUUCCCACUCUAGUCUUAUACUCGAGUCAGUAAGUUUUUUUUUUUUCCCAUUUUUUGGGGGGUAAAAUUAGGGGCCUCAACUUGUAUUCGGGUCGACUUAUACUAGAGUAUAUACGGUAUGCCUUUUUUGUUGUAAUGGUGUGCUGUGGUUACAUCUACUUCCUUCAAAUUUGGGAGAAGCUGAUAGGACACGGUUCCUUUCCACACUGCAAGAUGGUCACUGGGUGGCAAAUUACCCUCUGAAAUUUAAUUUUUUGCUAAAUCCCUUAUUUUGAACUUAAAGGGACUCUCCAGGCAGCCCUUUUUACUCACCUGGUUCCAGCGCCGGGAGCCUCGUGAAGCCGCGCCCCCUAUUUCGGCUUUGCCGCACAUACUUCAUUCAUGAAGUCCUGUGCACAGCUGCGAGCUGAGCUGACUGACAGCUCAGCUCGCGGUUUUUGCCCGCCCCCUCUCCUCUGCUGACAGGCAGGAGAGAGAAUGCGCCCACACAGUGCCUUCUCUCUCCUGCACACGUCAGACAUAUUUUAAUACGCCUGACGUGUACAUGGCCUUUUUAGGGCCAUACAUGAUAGGAAGUCCAACAAAAAAUAUAUCAGAUAAAAAUCUAAUAAAAAAUCCAGGAAUGGUUAACGUGAUAUACCUUUAAAUCUCUUUAGAAUAGUGGUAAGACUAGUAAUAAUUCAUUACUUACUUAAAAUUUCAUAAAAAAUAUAUCAUAAAAAGUGUAUAUAUUUUGUGCAACAGAUCUGUUUACGACAUUCAUUGCACCUAUCGCAAAUCAACUUUAUUGCCCUGGAACGCAGGAACUGUGACACGCACGCGGCUCACAGAGAGCCUGCUCACCUACUGUCCUAGUGAUUACAACUAUUACAUGUUACACAUCAGUAACAAGAUUACCUAGUGGAAUUUAAAUUGCCGCCGAACGAAGGAAGAAAACAAAGAUACACACGAGGCUCACGGAGAGCCAGCUCUUCCAUUUAUUUGACGAUCGGACUGCAACAACUGUAUACACCAGGUUCCAAAACUGCAACCGGGCAAGAAGUUUGAUAUCAAAGUGUGAGUGCCUAAUAUAACUUUUAAUUUGAUUUUUUUCAAAUAAAAUUGAAUAUUUUUAACCAUUUCAGCACUUCAGUUUUUAAUGGUGAAUUAAACAUAUAUUUUAUUGAGGGCCAUCAACUAUGACCUAUCAAUGAUAUUUUAUAUCUAUUUAUUACUUUUUACAAGGGUACAAUUAUUAUAAAAUAGGACCAUUUAUAAUAUAAUAUUGUACACACAGUAUACUAACUCACUCAGUAUCCAUAUACCAGUUCUUCUAUAACUGGAGUGAACUGAGUCAGUUUACAAUUUAAAAGACUGCUGCUACUAUUUGAUACAUAGUAUCUAUUUACAAGACUGUUAUCAAUUGGACAAUUUAUUUCCUUUUCUUCUUUUUUUUGUUUUGUUAUUUAUUGGAUAUUACUGUGAAUGAUCUGUUGCACAAAAUAUAUAUACUUUUUAUGAUAUAUUUUUUUAUGAAAUUUUAAGUAAGUAAUGAAUUAUUACUAGUCUUACCACUAUUCUAAAGAGAUUUAAAGGUAUAUCACGUUAACCAUUCCUGGAUUUUUUAUUAGAUUUUUAUCUGAUAUAUUUUUUGUUUUACUUUGCAAUAUUAAGGAUUUUUUAGUGGAAUCCUUACUUUUCCAGUAGAGUGGUUUACUGCAGCCAUACUAGGUUCUCUAACACACGGUUAUUUUUUAUAUUAACCAUAACGUUAUAUGAUAGGAAGUCCCUCUGGUGGCCGUCUGAGUGACGGCCACUGGAGGUAUUCCUAUCAAUCAAUGUAAACACUGUAUUUUCCACCAUCCCCACCAUCAAACAUGGAGGUGGAAACAUUAUGCUUUGGGGUGUUUUUUCUGCUUACGGGACAGGACAACUGCACAACAUCAAAGGGACGAUGGACAGGGCCAUGCACCAUCAAAUCUUGGGUGAGUACCACCUUCCCUCAGCCAGGGCAUUGAAAAUGGGUCGUGAAUGGGUAUUCCAGCAUGACAAUGACCGAAAACACAGCCAAGGCAACAAAGGAGUGGCUCAAGAAGAAGCACAUUAAGGUCCUUGAGUGGCUUAGCCAGUCUCCAGACCUUAAGCCCACAGAAAAUCUGUGGAGGGAGCUGAAGGUUUGAGUUGCCAAACGUCCGCCUCGAAACCUUAAUGACUUGUAAAGGAUCUGCAAAGAGGAGUGGGACAAUAUCCCUACUGAGAUGUGUGCAACCUAAUGACCAACUGCAAGAAAUGUCUGACCUCUGUAAUUGACAAGGGUUUUGCCACCAGGUACUAAGUCGAAGGGGUCAAAUACUUAUUUCACUCAUUGACAUGCAAAUUAAUUUUAUAGUGCAAAUAAUAAUUAAAAUAUAUACAUACAGAGAGUCCUCUAAUUAGGAAUGUAUAAAACCUUCAAGGCAAAAAAGUACAGAACAAUAAUUUAUUAUUAUUUAACAACUUUAUUGUUACAAAAUAAAAAAUAUGUAAUAAAAGAAGUAUCAGAUUUAUUACAUAUUUUUUAUUUUGUAACAAUAAAGUUAUAGUUUUUACUACUUUAUUUGUUGUUCCUGAUACAUCUUGAAUCCUGACUUAUAUCCUUUGGUGGGGAUCAUACCACCACAUGCUGUCUAUACCAGAGCAAGAUAUUUGCUCUGAAAUUUGUAAGUAGGAUACUUUUCCUUUAUUUGCACACUUUUUAAUAGAUAUACUACACUAUUGGAUUUUAUUUCUAUUUUUUAUCUUUCCAUAUACCACUGUGGAGGAUUGGAUACCGCAUUAUACCAUCACUUGAUAUCCUGAGACGGGGAUUAUACCGUCUAGGCGCUAUACGGCAGAGCUCUGAGUAGCUCUGCAAAGUGUGAGUGAGUCUUUUAUAAGCUUUUAUAUACUCUUAUUUCACUUGACAUAUUGCACUAUUAUUGUUCUGUACCUUUUUGCCUUGAAGGUUUUAUACAUUCCUAAUUAGAGGACUCUCUGUAUGUAUAUAUUUUAAUUAUUAUUUGCACUGUUUGGGCGCGGUUUACCACUUUUGUCUCUUCUGUUUUACUACUGUGGGCAGGUAUUGGGAAUUCCUGCUUGGUUCACUGCUGCCCACCUUUAGUUUAUUUAGUGAGCGCCUAACUCCUCUUUGUUGUAAAUUAAUUUUAUAACUUUUUUUUUUUUUUUUCGACAUGCGGUUUUUUUUUUCCCUGUACUUUUGUUAUUCUGUCUCUCACUGUUAAACUACACCUACCAUUAAAAUUAUAGACUGAUCUUUCUUUGUCAGAGGGCAAACUUUCAAAAUCAGCAAGGGAUCAAAUACUUUUUCUCUUUAACAGUACAUCUUAAGGUACUGAGAGUCAGAGGUUUAAAAUAUCACACAAGGCAGCCAAUAUAUGUAUGAGCCCUUGCACAGGAUUAUAAAUUGUUUAAAAAUGUAUUUUUGGGGAGGGGCUCAUGAGCAGAACUAUGCUCUCACGCAUGAAACAGAUGUAUAUCUGAACCACAAACGGAAGUGUCACACUAUCCUAUGAAUUCAUGCAUUAGUUUCUAGAUCUGUUUAAAAAGACUUCCGAGUAAACAAAUAUUUUUUUAUAUAUAUUUUUUACAAAGACAUUUUGGAACAAUGUAACGGAUCACCUGGCACCCCGACUGGGUACCUCCGUUGAAAGAUGCUCCUAGCGCUUCCAGAGGACUCCAAGCACUCCACCAGACACCAUAAGCACCGCAGGCUGCAGCUAUCUCCCUUCAGAACGAAGCAGGAACAAGCUCUUACAAGAGCUCAGUGAUUAUAGCAAGGGAAUAUGCCUAGCAAUCCCUUGUAGCAGAUUCCCCAAUAAGAGACAGGACUCAAGUUGAGGGUAAAAAUAGAACUCUCUGGCUGCUAGCUUGCAGCCCUUUUUAUUAGGUGCUCCCAUGAAGGGGAGGGACACACACAGUAACGUACAUUAACCAAUCACACAAUAGUUACAUCCCACACAUAGCCCUCCCCUCUACCUGUAAACUAAUUAUCUGUACACACAGGGAAAUACAAUUAUCAUGGGUAGGGAAAAUACAGUUUUUACACAACAUUCAUAACUCCCAAAAUAUACAUCACAUUCGCAUAAAAAUACAUAUUCACAAUCAAUCCAUUCAGGGGAACAACAUAUUAAAAAUGGCAUGAAUCAGACCAGGGGUUCAAAAGUUAGUAAAAGUAUCUUUUGUUCCCCCUGGCUCAAACAGUAAAAGUAAAACAUCCCCACAAUGCAUCCUGGCUUCCUCCCUUCUGCCCUGGAGAUAAUUGGAGAAGGAAUCUAAUUAUCUCCAAAGACAGAGCCAAACUCCAUUACCCACAUGGCAGACAAAAAGACAGUAAAAGACAUAAAAUUACAUACUGACACAUUUAGUACAUAAAACACACAUUUCUACAUAUCCCCAGAUAGCUUGGAUCUGACUGCACAUUAUUAGAUGAAUGGCACUCAGAUCACACGAAUAAGCCUUUCUGCAGGGAAAAUAAACAGUUUAACCUGCAGGGCCAUAGUCCAAAGGCAAGAGGCGGGCAAGCAGCCCCCUCCAAGGACACGUGGCGAGGUCGGUUUUGCCACAAACAACAUAAGUUAUCCUGUGACUUUUGGAAACAUUGAUUUCUAAAGAAUCUCUCUCUUGUCGAUACAUUGAAUCUUAUGGCAACUUAGUGUGUGUGUGUGUUAGGGUAAUUUUACGUCCAUUAACUAGGAUGUCACUUGAUGUCUCUCAGGCAUGUACUUUUGACACUUGCUCAGCCUAGUGCAUAAUCCAUUUUAAUUUUUUUUUAUUUAUUUUUUUAUGCAUUAUACUAUUUAGUAAAUUACUGCGGGAUUGGAUUAUCAAUUUUUUAUGGAUUUUGUGUUUGUUCGUUUGAAUUAAAAGUGCACUAUAGCCACAUGAACAACUUUAGUUUUAUGAAGCAGUUUUAGUGUAUAGAUUAUGCAUUUCAUGUUUUACUGCUCAAUUCACUGCCGUUCUGCCGAUUUGUGCUACAAUGUAAUUACAGGACCCAUCAUUGUGACAUGCUAAAGGAACUAAGCUGGCUAUCGCUGGAAUCCAGACGCACCCUUCAUCUUUCCAGCCUUGUUUUUAAGAGCUUUUCUGGGAAGCUCCCAACCUACCUGAACAAAAUGCUUUCCUCAGCUGUUCCCACUUUCUAUAAGCUCCGAUCCAGUACAAGCACUUUACUUAGUCUACCUCAAUACAAAAAGAAAGCAGCCCGAUCCUCCUCCUCCUACAGAGCGCCGCAAUUGUGGAACGACCUCCCGCACAAUUUAAAAUCUUCCCUAAGCCUAAAGUCAUUUAAGAGAUCCCUCUCUACAUACCUCAAAACAGAAUGCACGUGUCAUGGUUGAUUAUAUAUUUCCUGCCUGUUCUAUGUUAAAUUUUGUAUAUAUUGUGUAUUAAUAUUGUUUUUGUAUUUUGUUGUACCUAAUGUAACAAUGCAAUGAUUUGUGGACCCAGGACAUACUUGAAAGUGAGAGAAAUCUCAAUGUAUCUUUCCUGGUAAAAUAUUUUAUAAAUAAAUAAUUUAGGAGUUCAUUCACUUCCUUUCUGUUUAUGCAGCCCUUGUCACAACUCCCCUGGCUCUGAUUUGACACAGUCUGCAUUAAAAAAAAAAAAAAAAAAAACCACUGGUUUCACUUUCAAUCAGAUGUAAUUUACCUUAAACAACUGUAUCUCUUUCUCUGUAAAUUGAACUUAAAUCACAUACAGGAGGCUCUUGCAGGGUCAAGCAAGCUAUUAACAUAGCAGGGGAUAAGAAAAUCUAAAUAAAACAGAACUUGCAAUAAAGGAUAAGCUUUAGAUGUCUCUUUACAGGAAGUGUUUAGGAAGGCUGUGCAAGUCACAUGCAGGGAGGUGUGACUAGGAUUCAUAAACAAAGGGAUUUAACUCCUAAAUGGCAGUCAUUACAUUCAUUAAUUUUAAGUUAGUGUUAUACUUUUUUACAGUAUAAUAUGAAUACUGGCUUAGUGUGUAUGUAUCAGGCAACCUGGAAUAAUGGGGAUGAUGACCAUUUAAAAAAAAUAAAAAUAAACUUUUUCCACUCUGAGCCUGUACCAUUGACCGAUAAGUAAAAUCUCCAAGAAGUGCUACAACAUCUUUUCAAUAUGUUUAGAUUCCCCAAAAUCAACUAGAUACUGAUAUCCUUUUUGACAGCACCCACAGAGCUCACAACCUCAGAUUGAAACCGAACUAUCCUCUGUAGGUCACCCCUACUGGCUUCCCCCCCCCCCCCUUUUUUUUCCCUCUCUCCCCUUCGUUGUGCAACAUAAUUUUGGUACCAAACUCCAUCCGUACCAAAAAAACCUUCCACAGUUUCUCUGACCUUUUAACCCUACCAGAAGUGCUAAUUGACCCGUAGUAUACAGACUCUCCAUCUCCUGCAUGAUCCACUUACCUGCAGCAAUAGAGAAGGAACAAGGUCCUGACAAAAUUGUGGGUGCCCCUUGCUCCCUCACUCUUGGAAGAGUAGAGGUCUCCAUACAUGGACAAUAAAAACUGGCUCCAAACUCAGUGUCCCCAGUGUCAAAUUAUCUAAAUCAAGCCUCCAUAUGGCAUGUGACUGGGUUGGGUACCCUUCCUGUCUAGUUAACGCCCCCCCACCCAUAUCUCUGUUGCACUUAUACUCCACUCUGCAAUCUAGUAGCAGUUGUGUUUUAACAUGUCCAACGUGGGGUCUAAGGCAGGGCUUGACAAAUUUGCUUUGAAUCUAGGAACCAGCUAAAAAAGUUGUCAGGUUUUUUCAAACUUGCAAAGCUUUAUUUUCAAUGACAAAAAUACAAUUCUUGAAGAGUCAUUAUAGUAACCAGGACCACAAACGUUUAGUGAGCUUAUGGCCUGUGUAAUUCACAGAACCAAUGAUAAACAAACAAAAAAAAGUCCAAAUAUCCAACAUAUUGGGUCUCCCUGCAGUUUAUAGCACUAACACUGCUGUACACUGUCAGAGUGAGGCAUUUGGGGUGGGGGUUGACGGUUUCACGCUCUGUGUGCCUGAUCAAAGAGUGUGUGAUCAGGCACACACAGGAUUAUCAGUGCACGCUAUAAAGAAUUCUUUAAACAUUGUGGGUCUUCCCCCCACCCCCCUCCCCAGCAGCCCUGACACCUGCAAUGUCAACACUUAAAGGGACACUCAGGGUACUAAUACAACGUUAAUUAAUUUGAUAGAUUUUGGACUCAUUAACAUGCUGUAUAUCUUUUGCAUGCUCAAAUCUUUAGGCUUUUUUUUCCCAGAAAUAAAGUUUUUGUACAAUGCUGCACCAUAAACCUGUCUCCUUAGCCACUCCCUCUUAUGAAAGACCUGUAUACACACAGCUCUGGCCCCCAAGAGCACAAAGUGAGCUACUUCUAAUUCACUUGUCUGCAGACAGUCAGAGAAACCACAAACUAGUAGGCUCACUGGGUGUCCUAUCUACCGAAUGUAGAUUGCUUUGUACAAAACCAAAAAAAUGUAGACUUGUAUUGCAAUGCAACUGGAGCAGUGUGGUAAGGAUUCACAGUCCACAAAUUUUAAGUUGGGAGAAACAAUCCACAGGCAUCUCCAUGACCAGGUUUACAUGUCAGGUGCCUGUUCGUACAAUAUUCUGAAGUGCCCCCUGCUCCCCCAACCCCAAAUUUAGGCAGAUGAAGUAAGCAUAAUGAAUAACUGGACAUUGCAGUCCAGUGCAUAUGUGUAAUAUAUAUUUAAGCAUAUGUAUAAAUGUAUGGCUGUGCAUAUUUCUGCUCUACUUAUAAUGUAUUGUUUGAAUCCGUGAGUAUAGUGAGCGUAUGCAGCUGUGUAAAUGCAUGCAAGAUAAAAAAAACAAAGUUAGUGGUUAAGGUAAAGUGAGGGUUAGGUUAGAGAGGGGUUAAUGUCAGAGUAAGAUUACAUGGGAUGUUUAGUGUUCACAAGAAUAACCGUUUGAGAGUGUUUAAAGUUGUAGUAUCAGAGCUGGUUAUGAUUACGGAGUUUAGGCAUAGAGUUGGGUAAAUUUAGUUUUGGGGUACAUGAGGUAUUUAGUUUUUUCAGUGAAGUUAAAUAUAAGAUGGCUAAAGGGUUUAUUUUAAGACUUAGGCUUUGAGUGCUGGCAUUUGAAUGAUUAUUUGAAAGUACUCACCUAUGUCUUCUGUAGACUAACGUUGCAGGGGCUGUUAUACAGUGUGCAUCAUUCAGAGCUUCCCAUGCCUUGCAUUUCCUGUGUGAGAGGUUACUAGUGGGCAUAUGGGAAGGGGUCCCUUCCUCUUUUUGUCCAGCUUCACACAUACAAACACUAGAGGAGCUGGGACAGUACUUUUCAGUACUUUUUUUUUUUUUUUACCCUCUAUAACUAUCCCUGGAGGUCUGCUAUUAGGGCUUACUGGACUACAGAGGACCUUACAAUGCUCCUGGUAUUUAUCUCUCCACCAGCCUUUUCAAACUCAAAAAAGCACAUUAAAAAGGGUGGAAAACGGUCACCAGAACAGCUUCUGCAUAUUGUAGUUGUUCUGGUGCAUAUACCCUGUACCUGCAGGCUUUUUAAUACAAACACUCCCUUUUUAGAGAAAAGGCAGUGUUUACAUUGCUUCCUAGGGACCCCUCCAGUGGCCUCUCUUCAGACAGCCACUGGAAGUGCUUCCUGGGGCAGUGCUGCACAAUGUGCAGCACUGAUGUUCAGUGUUUUCACACUCUGCAUGGAGAUGCUGAACAUUCCCCAUAGAGAAGCAUUCAUUCAGUGUAUCUCCAUGAGGAGAUGCGGAUUGGCCAAGCCAGUGUUUGGCUCCACCCGUGCCCUGCCUCCUUGACCAUCUAAGCCAAUCCAAUGCUUUUCCUAUGGGAGGCGUAUAGGUGGCAGAGCCAGUGCCUGCGGCUGUGGAAAUAAGGGGUUUUCUUACCUUUUUUAACACUAUAGGGUCAGGAAUACACAUUUGUGUUCCUGACUCAGUGUUCCUUUCAAGUAAAAAUAAAAAUACAAUGUUUUUUAGACCGCAAGGCCUUAAUCGUGUAUGAAGGAUGCUUUAUAGUUCAGAUCGCUCAGUGCUGCUAGUGACUAAACUGUGUGCAUACAUUUGAUAUGAGAAAGUGUUUCCAGAGACUAUUUAUUUAUUUAUUUAUUUUGGGGUGUGUGCACAUAAACUAUAACUUGAGCAUUAAAAAAAAACACAAAUAAAAACCGCAUAUUAAUGAGGCCAAAACUGAUCACUUGCAUUAAACUUGUCUUGGUGCCUGGCGUUUCACUUUAAGUUGCAGGGCGUGGUUGAAUGUAGUAGUUGUUUUAAUGUAAGCCCCAUCGAUCCCACUAUUUCUUGAAUGGCAUGGAAUGUCCUACAAGACAUUAAGGGGUUCAAUAGCUUUCGUCUCCACUCCAAGUGAAUAGAGUUUGGAUGGGACUGUCUUAAAUAUUCUAAAUUCCUAUUAAAAAGAAAACACUACUUUUAAUGUAAAAUUAGAAAACCUAACUAUAUAUUCAGGGACAAAUGGAUAAUAGCUUCUAUAUUAUUGGAACCAUUACAUUGUGAUAAAAAUGUAUACUAAAAGGUAUUCUUCUAUUUCAUGCAGAUGCGUUGAAGCCCUUGUAGUGUACUUUCAGAUGGGCCUCGAGGAGGAACCUUAUGUGAGCAUCUCUAGGAAGAAACAUUUGCACCACUGGGGUGAGGCUGUGGAAGAGGAGCGCGAAGUAGGACAUUCCUUGAGAAGAAUGGCUAUACACCGCAACGCUUUUAAACGAACAGCUGUCAUGCAGGCAUUCCUUGGGUCUACCCCGCAGCUCACUCUUCAGCUGUAUGUCAGUGUUUUGGAGAGAUAUGUUCCUCCAGCACGAGGUAAGCCAUGGUUAAAACCAUUGUUGCUCUUUACAAGUUUGCACUGUUUAGCAGAUAAAGCCCACUGGUCCGUCACCUUUUAACAACUUGAUUAAGUUCAUUACAUGGGCUAGACAAAUGGGGAACUCAAUAUAUUGAUUGCUUUUAAAUUUAAUAAUCUGCUGUUUAACAUAUUCUUUGUCUUAGGAUAUAUUUUCACCUAAAAUUGUUGCACUGGUGUGUUCGGAUAUUGAUAUUGAAGCAGUCUUUGUGUAUAGAUCAUGCCCCUGCUGUCUCACGGAGUUGAUGAUUACAAAAAAAAUUGGGGGGCUAAUGCUGUUUGACAAAAGCCAAGGAUCCUCCAGGUGCCUAUGACUGGGCCAUUCUUUCGCCACAUAGUUAAUGUGGAAAUAUGAUUUAUUAUCUUAGUAAGUUUGUUGGGCAACUUUCGAUUUGUAUCAAACUACUGUAUUGACUUGAAAAUGAUUUGACAUACUAGCAACUUACUUUCCUUCCCUUCCCUUUUUGUGUCACAAUAUCACACUUUCUCUAGCAUGUAAGCUCAUUGAGCAGGGCCCUCAGACCAUCUGUUCCUGUGUGUCCAGUUCGUCUGGAUACAAAUAAGUGUCUGUCAGUCCUCCCAUUGUAAAGCGCUGCAGAAUUUGCUGCUGCAUUAUAUAUAAUCGUAGUAAUAUUGAAUGCAAGGAUGUUGCCAUGGGACUCCAGACCAGUGGUGGAUUGGGGGGGGGGGGAGGGGCACUGCUCCCCAUACACACAUUGCUCCUCCCAUACAGACACUGCCCCUCCAUACAUACUGUGACCCUCUCACACACACACACUACUGCCCCUAACCCGGCAGACCCCAGGUAAGUUAUCAAACUGUUUUUUUUUUAUGUUUUGAUUACUUACUCUGGGGGCUGUAGUGGUUAUUGUGCCUGGAUUGUUUUCUUUAAAUGAUCUGCUAGUGCCCCUCACAAGUUUAAGUUCUGGAUCCGCCACUGCUCCAGACAAUAUAACCACUUCGGUGAAAUUAAGUUCCUUUGACAGUUACUCACCAUUGCAAGCCAUCGUAUAUUCACCAGGGGUGAAUUUCUCCUUGCCAGGCGUACAUUUUCUAGUGGUGUCUGGAAAAUGUGAGUCCUACUGUAAAUAUUAAAGAAACAGUAUAGUGUUAUGAAUACAAAACUGUACUACGAAAGCUAUAGUAAUCCUCGCAUAUGUCAGUCCCUGCAUUGGCUUCCAGUUAGAUAUAGAGCUCAAUUUAAAAUUCUGGGGAUUGCUUACAAGUCCCUACAUAAUCCUGCUCCAACCUACCUAUCCUCCCUAAUACACAAGUAUGUCCCAUCGAGGCCGCUGCGCUCAGCCAAAGACCUACGUAUCUCCUUUGUCCAUACUCCCACCUCUAAUGCUCGCCUCCAAGAUUUCUCCAGGGCUGCACCUCUUCUGUAGAACUCCCUUCCCUUCUCUGUAAGACUUUUACCCAGUCUCCACUCAUUCAAAAAAAUCAUUGAAAACUCACUUCUUCAAGAAAGCAUAUCAUAUAAUUAAACUGUUAGCAGGUUUUUAUCCCCCACCUCCCAUGAGUCCUCUCCUGCAACUGUCAAAAAUCACCUACUAAGCCCUCAGUGAAUACUUUUCUAACAACCUACUUUGUACCUCUACUUUUAUCCUUUGUGUCACUAUACCUCACUCCCUUUUGAAUGUAAGCUCAUUGAGCAGGGACCUCCACCUCUCUGUUCCUGUACGUCCAGUUGUCAUGUAUUACAUGUAUGUAUGCUAGUCCACCCAUUGUACAGUGCUACGGAAUCUGAUGGCGCUAUAUAAAUAAUAAAAUAAUAAUCCUUAACUUACUAGGAUCCACUCUCCAAACACUUUUUUUUUUUUUUCUUCACUUACUGCUUUUCACUGCCAAGGUCCCUCGCUGCUGGAUCGAUCUCUACCUUCAGUAAUGUCAUGAAAAUGGAGGAACCUAAUGCGCAUGCAUUAGACCUUCAUUGAUUCCUAUGGGGAUAUUGAAGACGCUGGACUUCAUGCAAAGUGGGAGAACAUCCAACAUCAUUCGCAGAGUUAAACUGUGUGAAUAUGUAGUAAGCUCAUUGAAUGGCUCUCCGUAAGGCUGCCAUUAGAGGUUGUCUUAACCCUGCAAUGUUAUAGGGACACUGCACCCAGACCACUUCAAUGAGAUGAAGUGGUGUGGGUGCUCAUAGUGUCCCUGUAAUGUGUAUAAUGGGGGGAAAUGAUUUAGGGAAAAAAUACACUGCACUUGUGUUCAAAACAAAAAUCAUAUUGUAAAAGUAAAAUGAGGUGUGCUCAGCAUUCUGUAAAAAGAUUCCAUUAACAAGUAUUAUGAAAGAUGUGAUCUCCAGUAUUUAACUGGAUUAUCUACCAAAUUUCAUACUCGAUUAUCUAUUAAACUGAAAUUCAACAGAGAAUUCAAAAUUAUAGGCCACAAUUACCAAGCUGGAAGCAUAGCGGAGUAGGAGAUUUAGUCCAGUACAGCUAUUUUGGAUGGAAAUGUGAAAAUCCCUGGUGAAUCCCUGACUAUAUUCCCAUUUCACGAUUUAACCCUGCUAUGGUGUACUGCAUAACAGACUGUUACUUUGACUCUACCGUCUUCAUAAUGUUAUCUUCAUAUAAACGUGAUGUUUAUGUAUUUUUCUUUAUUUGCUGCUUUUCUACAUAGUGUUGGAAAAGUAGUGUAGUACAACAUAAACGUCACUAGGGGGCAGGCAACUACAACAAGUAGCCACUGCAUGUUACGCUCAACAACAAGUUGUCAUUAUAGGGUUAGGCAGUGAGAAUAAUCCACUGCAUGGGGAAAAUAGGUUCCCCUACCAGCAUUUUCUAUUUACUCUCCUUUAACUACCUCUAUAAUGUGUGAUAAUGAACUUCAGUGCUUAUGGUUUAAUUUUUAAUGGAGGUUGUAUGUGUGGGGUGCAUAUGUGUGAUCGUAGUAGGUAGGUAUUUGUGCAUUCAUUUGUGUGAUGAGUACUACACACGUAUUCUAAGAGGUGUGAUUUAUAAAUGCAUAUAGUUAUUGGUGUGUGCGUGUGGUGAGCUGGGUCUGAGAAGGCUGGAUAUUGGGAGGCUGCAUUGCUUUUAUUCAUUUUUAAAAAUUUUUUUUUUUUUAAAUGUAGAUUUGCUUCAAAACAUACCGCAACGUAGUGUGGACACAUGGGAGGAGUUAUUUGAAAUGUCCUUGUAAUAGGAACAGGGGUGACUGGUUUACGAUUUAGGGUCCUGCUACUGUCUGUCCAGUCUCCUCUAGCACCAUGGACCCCAACCAUCUUCCAGACAGGAAAUUAUCCCUCUGCCGCUCCAUCCACUCUGGCACUAAUUGAGUAUUCUGAAUGUUCCCAACAUCAACUAUUUAAAGAUUAUUUAUUUUUGACUGAGGCCUGGCUCUUCUGCCCACAGGACUUACAACUCUGUAGCUAAUCCCAAACACCAAGGAGCAGUGCAGCCACGAGACAGGCCCUUAUAUUUUGAAACUGGAGUUCUGGAAGAAACCACGACCACGUUUAGAGAAUGUUGCAAAAGGAACUGGCUCAAUGCUUUAUGUUUUAUGACCCAUUUUAAAAAAAUAAAUAAAGGCAAUAGUAAAAUGCAGUAAGCUAUAGGACUGUCACACAUGGGAUCAUCAGGGAAAACCUAUAAAAUCCAAAUCCCGAGGAUUUUAUGUGAAUUUCACAAAAUAUGCAAAUCAUUGUGACAAUGUACACAACCAUCAGUAGAUGGUGCUGCAUCAAAGUCCAUGGUCUUUUCAAUCUGGGAUCUUCCAUUUGUCAGAAUCAGUGUAGUCUUUAGAAUUCGAUGUUAUAAAGUUACAGUCCCAUUUUAGAAUAAAAGGAUAGAGCAUACAAAGUAUAUCCUGUCAAGUUACAUAAUUUCAGGAAUGUUCAAAUUAAAAAUUAAACAAAUUUGAUUUCACUGUGUACAUCACAAAUAGUGAUGUCCCAAACGGUUCGCCGCAGACGGCAAACAUAUGACCCUGUACCUCACAGUCAGCAGACACAUUCCAGCCAAUCAGCAGCAGACCCUCCCACCUCCUGGACAGCUCACUAAGAAUGCAGCUUCAAAAUGGAUGCUGUCCAGGAGGUGGGAGGGUCUGGGAGGGAGGGUCUGCUGCUGCUUGGCUGGAAUGUGUCUACUGACUGUGAGGUACAGGGUCAUAUGUUUGCCGUUCGGGACAUCACUAAUCACAAAUUCUGUCAUGCUGUGACAUCCCUUUCUCACUUAAAACUACUUCAAAGAUCACAAUUUUUUAAUUUAUUUUUUUAAAUAAAAUCUGACGUAGGUGAAAAUAAUUGGGAUUUAGUUGCAGUUUGAUUUAUAUGAUCAUACAUUGCAUAAGCCACAACGCCAAUGUACCCUAUUUUUUUCACAAGUCCUAUUCUAUCAACCUAAUGCCUGCAUUCAUGAGAUUCACUUACUUACUUGGGAAUUCAUCCCCUAAGAGGGCUGGGCUUACCUAAAGAGAGAGAGAGAGAGAGAGAGAGUGUGUGUGUGUGUGUGUGUGUGUGUGUGUGUGUGUGUGUGUGUCUGUCUGUGUCACCAUGUAAUACAAUAAGCAACUAUACUAUAGGUAAAAAUUGUGAAACUCUCCAAUAACAAGUGUGUUGCAAUUCACGCCGCCACAUCAAAUGAUCUCCAUGAGCACUUCUGGGUCACCCGUUGGAGGAUGAGCUAUACUUUCUCUUACUUGUUACCUAUAGAAUAGUGGUUUAUUGUGUUACUCUGUGAUCUUGAGAGGCCAGAAUGGGCCGAAACGUCAAUCAGACACUUAUGUAACUUUUUUGACGAUUUUAUUAAACACCAUCUUGUUUUUUGGAAGACAUCAAAGUAAUCUUCCACUCUCCCAACUUGGGAGUCACAGCCCCGACUGCUCUUCUGGUCGUGGAGGAAACAUGAUCUUUACACCACUGCAAUGUCUGACGACACACCUUCACAUACCAUGUGGCAUGAGCCACACCUUUUUAUUUAAUUAUGUAGCCUAGAGGUUAAGGUCUGCCCUCCAAUCAGAAAACUGCCUGCCCGGUAUCCUACUCUCUCCUAGCACAAAGAAGCCCUGGAUUGUGAGAAAGCUGUGCUCACACUCUUCCUCACCCUCCCGUAGUAGCAUGGGUGCACUGGUCCAGUCAGGGAUUUUUUUAUGAUCUCUGGCCAAUGAAAUUGCGGUGCUCUAGACAAAUUCCUAUUCACCUUUUGGUAGCGCCGGCCCUGCCUUAUUCAGUCGCUUUUCAUACCUUCUUCUAUCCGUAUUUUUUUUUCUCUCACUACCAUACCUAAGCAUUAUUUCACCUCCCACUUAUGCAUAGUAGAAAUGUGAAGUAUGUAUGUGUGGUGAUUUUUUUUUAUUUUUUAUGCAGCCUUGGAAACACCUACAGUUGCUGCUGUUGCCUCUUGCUGGCCAUUGACGUAGCAGGAGAUAUGAAAUUCUAAAUGUAAUUCUUUAAUCUAAAUUAAGCACAUUGCUCAAUAAGUGAUGCUAAAAAAAAAGUGGGUAUUGUGCAAUAAGGGAAGCUAAAAAAAAUGUGGGCUGUUUGGAAAUGUGAAGGAAGACAGAGUGAGUUACAGUCAGGGGAGGUAUGGCUAGUUCUGGAGAUUGUCCCUUUAAGCUUAAUGGCCUAUACCAGGCAUUGGCAACCUUCGGCACUGCAGAUGUUUUGGACUACACCUCCCAUGAUGCUUUGUCAGCAUUAUGGGGGUUGUAGUCCACAUCUGGAGUGCCGAAGGUUGUCUACCCCUGGCCUAUACGACACUAUAAAUAUCUUUCUCUCAGCUAUUGCUGCCAUACUGUGUAUGCAGACCUAAAAAUACAUAGUUUGUGACUAAACAUUACUGUCCUAACUGGAAUAAUACAAUGCAGCAUCUUGCUUAACACAUAUCCUUUUUUCCUUUCUAGCUGUUCUUAUGGCCAUGUCUCUGGCCUCCACCACAUAUGGUGCUUUGGUUCUUAAUGUAUUGGCUAUCCAGAUAAAGUAUGAUGACUACAAAGUGAAACUGACUGUUCCAGCCUUCCUGUGCAUCAUUCUGUGGAGAAGCCUGGAGAUCGCCACACGUGUUACUGUACUGGUACUUUUCUGUUCUGCCCUUAAGGCUUGGAUUGCAGCAGUUGCCCUGGUCAAUCUGAUAGCCCUUUUCUUUUUGCCAUGGAUUCGCUUCUGGAGGAGUAGGGCAAGCUUGCCUGAGAAUGUAGAGAAGAAUUUUAGCUGGUUUGGAACUGUAACUGUCUUGGGAACUGUGACCUUGCUUUACUCGGCCAUCAAUAUGUUCUGCUGGUCUGCUGUACAGCUCAACUUGAGUGAGAGGGACCUAAUAGACCAGGCACAAAACUGGGGAAGAUUAACUCUUCACUACACCUUUCGGUUAACGGAAAAUGCACUCCUCAUCUUACUUUGGUAUUUUUUCAAAGAGGAUGGAUUUGAAUAUUUUUGCUCCCCACUCCUCGUGGUACAACUUUUGGUGGGUUACUCCACUGCCAUUGCGUUCAUGCUCCUCUUUUAUCAGUACUUCCACCCUUGCCGCUCACUCUUCACACAUAAUGUGUCAGACUAUUUAAUGUGUGUUUGCUGUAAAAAUUGUUUUGGGAACAAAGAUGGUGUCAGAGAGAGCAUUGUGUAACUCUAAUGGAUUCAUUGAAACCUCUACCUCACUCGGCAAGUGUAGCCUUCUGGUACCCCAUGCGCUGUGUGAGAAUGGAGCAAUAUCUGGCCGGAGCCCUAUCUAGUCUUGACAGAUGAUUUGCCAGGACCACCGUGCUAAAACAGGACUUUUGUAAAAUAAUACAAACAAAUGGUGCACUAAAAGUGUAUGGAAACAAUUGUAUAAUUACAUACUUGUAAAGCAUUCUAUAAUCACGGAAAUGGAUACAGUUUUAAGCAAAUAUGAAUGGUACUCGCGCUUCUCAAAAUGGCUUCAACAAUUAUGCUAAACAUGUCAAAUAUAGUAGUAUAUUACUAUACCAAAUAACCACAAAAUAGAAUACACCGAAAUUACACCUACACGAUGUAGAGCUGUGAACAAUUAAGUGGUUUUUAAAGAUGACCUGAAAAAACACAGGCUGUAUUUACUAAAGUGUGAAUUCAAAGUGAACUCCAAAUUUAAGGCCAGAAUAGGCGAUUUAAAAGCAUAGCUGAUUUAGAGAAUAUUUCCUGUUUGACUAUUUUGAUUUUACAUUUUGAAAUUCUCUUUUAAUUCUCACUUUAGUGGAUAAAUCUGGAAGUAUGCAGACAAGACCACAUUAUAUUCUAAAACAAAAGAAAGCCCCAUAAAAAUGCUGUCCUACCCCACCUCAUGGUCCUCCGAGACAAGUUUCACUCAUUAUGCUUAAUAAGGUAUUUAAAUGAAUAACCUAUAAAUACAGCUAUUCAUUUCGAUUUCAUUUUUAUGUUAUUGACUAAACUCUGAAUUGCAGUGUAGUCAGAAAGUGCUGAUUUGGCAUAUUUCUCCACAUUGGCUCUAAAUUUGUCUGUUUUAAGCCUAGAUUUUAUAAAUCCAUUUUUAAGUUCACUGCAAUUCGGUGUUUAGUGAAUAAAGUGUUUAGAGCUGAAGAAAUGUGUGUUGGUUUGUUACAUUUUGAUUACUUUUGCUGAAACUUGCAAUAAUGUUAUUACAUUAUGUUUUAGAUAGAGAUUUAUCUUUCAUUUAUUUUUUUUUUUGUAUCCUGCACAGUCAUUAUCAUUAUUUUCAUACAAGAGGGCCAUAACUAAUAGAUGUAGCCACCAUCUUAGCAUAACCCUUUAAGAACUACAUCUAAAACCCAUCGCCACUAAAUAGAUUUGAAGUGGUUAUGGUGGUAGGAGUCUGGAAGUGCCACGUUUCUGCUUAAGAUCAGCAAUUUCAGAGAUCUAAUUACUUUUGUGCCAGGGGUUAGUUACAGCCCCACCUCUGUUCUGAUCUUUGUAAGGUCAGUUCUGUGGAAAAAGAAAGUCUCUGGUGUAUGCCCCAUAUGAUUACACCCCUUACUUACUACCAUUGUCAACGUGCACAGCGCACUGGCGACAGAUGUAAUUAUCUUCUUCCUUACAGGCUGCUUGUAUUUAAGGGAAAGCUUGCCCUCCCCUCUGUCUGUUCCUUCCUAUCAUAGCUUAAAUCGAUUUUUAUUUUACAAAUUCCUCCCUCCCGUCUUUGGUACAUGCACUCUGAGCCAGUGACGUGGUUUAAUCAAAUGCUUCUUAAUGCUGAGAGCGGUGCCCGGAACUUGAUUUCAGGCAAGUAUUUCAUUCCAGUUUUCGGGUGGAAAGGUGCUACCUACAAUUGCUCAAUAGGACGUUGCAAUUUAAAUGAUAUAGAUGUUCAUAAAGGUUAGUCAAACUUUAAUGGGGUACUCUAUGCCUGUAAUCUCUUCAUCUAAUUGAAAUGGUUAUAGUGCAUGGAGUUUGACAUUCUGUUAAUCAUUAAACCAUUUACAAAUAGUUUACUACUAACCAAGAGUUUCCAUCCCCUCUGUGCGGCUUGGGCUGAAGAGGAAUUUGUUUGAGCAGCAGUGGGUGGCAGUGAUUGGCUAAGAGUGGCAGCUGCUAUGAAUUAUUAUGGAUAACAAAGAGUCUAAUCUCUGUCUUAGCCCUACCUCUAGUGGAGACUUUGGCUGUGGGGGUCCAGGAAUGAACAGUCUUUCAGUGUUUAAAACAUAAAAAAAAAAAAAAAAAGUGGAUAAAGGGAUGGUGGCAAGGGACUCCAGGCACUAUAACCAAUUCAAUGAGAUUAAAUGGUUAUAUAUAUAUAUAUAUAUAUAUAUUUUUUUUUUUGUUUCUAUCUGCAUAGUGCUAAAGAGAAAGGAGGUCAAAAUAUGAAGCAAAGUAAUGUCUCAUCUGGACACGGUAGAAGUUUGGCUCCAACUGUACAUAAAGUGAUAAUGGUCCUAUUUUGUUCCCAUGAUAUCCUACAUUAUAUUCACGAAAUUGAAUGAGCUUGGUAGGAAGUAGGGGUGUAGUCAGAUGGGGCAUACAAACAAUGCAACUGCUGUAACAGAUCUAUUCCCCCCCACCCCUCCCUCGCUCCACUCUGGCUGCCCCCUCCUGCCAUGGCUUUAAACAGAUACAGUUGGCAAAUAAGCAUGGAUGAAAUUCAUUCCUGACAUAGAAUCACAUGACCGGAACAUGUUAAGAUACACUAAUAUAUAAGGAGUGUAACAAAUGGCAUGAUUCAUGGGGUAGUUCAUAAAUAUCCAACAUUGUAUUUGCUUGUCUGCUCUUGAACUGAAUACAUAUCAGCAGCAGCUUCACCCUGGGAGAUCUUCUACAUAUCUUGACUUAUCUCUGAUAAGAAUCAUAAAUAAAAAAUAAACAUAUGCCAUUCUGUGUUAAGAGUAAGCCUUUCAUUUCUCACACUCACUCUCAAUCAUCUGGCAAUUCUUUGUACACGAAUAAGCAAUGUACCCUAAACAGUGAUACACACUGACACAGCCAGACACGUACAUGGGAUUCAAUCCGUAAACAGUGGAUUGCAAGUAAACUGACACAGCUACAGACCCAAAAGGACUUUAUUCACUAAACAAAAGUUUGUGGUUUAAAAAAAACCCCCAAAAAAACACACACACAAAAAUUUAUUAUUUAUAAAGCACAAAUAAAUUUGUCCAUGCUGUACAAGAGGUGGAUUAACAAACAGUUACAGGAGGAACAGGUAUACAGGAAGAGAAGGGAGAGCUCCGCUCAAACGACUCACGUUGAGGACUUUUUUUCCAUUAAAUUUGAUAAUGCAAGAAUCUAUCUGCAGGACUUAUUUCAUUGUAAAGGGUUUGUUAUAUAAUCUAUUCUAUUAACAGUAGGGGUGACAUGUAUACUCUUUAAAUCCACUAUUUAUUUAUUUUGGCACGCAGAGCAUGUCUUUGUUACUUAGAUUAGACUAUGGUCAUUAUAAGAGGUAUACACAGGGAGUCCCCUCACUGUUUACUGGGUCUCUGGGGACAAGAGGCUGAACCCUGGCAGAGCUUUCAAAAAUAUUGGCUUGGUGAACAUAAAAUAAAAUUCAGGCCUGCUAGAGCAGGCUCCUUCCUAACUGCUGGAAGACAGGAAAAACAUGAGCCUUCUACAGAGGGAGAGGGAUUUAUAAAAGGGUUACUAUAACCCUUUGGAGAAGGUUGACCUUUCCCAUGUAAAAUACCCUAUGGGUCACUGUGGAGAAGGCCCCCUCUCAAUUGGCUGUAAAACCUAUUUAAAAAAAAAAAGAAAGAAAAGCAGCUUGAAUCCAGCACAGAGCAAAGUUGGCAUUGCUCUACUAUGCCCCCCCCUGACAAGUGGGGUCACGUGCUGUCCAAUCACAGGCUUCUCAGAGACCAGCGACAGUCCUGCAAGUUGCAAGGUGGGCCUCCAUGGAUCAGAUUUUUUUGUUCCUGCAUAUCCCACAGAUGCUCAAGCAUAUUGAGAUCUGGGACAGUUGCAGGCAAAGGAAUCACCUUAAACUCUCUCACGUCUCUUAAUCCAUUCCUGAACAAUUUUUGCAGAGUGGCAGGGUAUAUUGGCCUUCUGAAAGAGGUUAUUGCCAUCAGGCCCGGACUGGCCAUCGGGCACACCGGGCAAAUGCCCGGUGGGCCGCGGUGGCCGUGGGGCCGAGACCGGCAGGGAGAUCACAGGAUCUCUCCUGCCGGUCUUUGCAGGGCCGGCGCUAUCUGAACACCGGCCCUGCAGUAGUCUACAGUGGGCCGGUGGGGAGAUCAGAGAUCUCCCUCACCCGCCCACAUAGAGAAUAUUGCGGCCGCCGGGGGAGAGAGGGAGGGAGACAGCCUGCCAGCAGAGGAACCCCAGCGGAGCUUUAACUUACAGCUCCGCCGGGUUCCUCUCGCGAGAUUCGGAGCGUUGCCAUGGCAACGCUCCGGGUCUCGCGAGAGUGAACUCUAGCCCAACAGGCUAGAGUUUACUCACCACUUGGACCAUCAGGGAUGGAUGGCGGCAGGAGUAGCAGGAUUCCCCCUCCCAGGCAUAAGGUAAGCAGGGAGGGGGGAUAUAAUCAGGGGACAGCAGGGCUCAUAACACUCCCAGCACCCUCACUCACACACACACACUGCACCCCUGACACUCACACACACACACACACACUGCACCCCUGACACUCACAGCACCCUCACACACACACACUGCACCCCUGACACACACACACACUGCACCUCACACACCCACACACGCACACCCCUGACACUCACAGCACCCUCCCACACACACACUGCACCCACUCUCACUCACACACACACACUGCACCCCUGACACUCACAGCACCCCACACACACACACAGCACCCUCACACACACACACACACACUGCACCCCUGACACUCACAGCACCCUCACACAUACACACACUGCACCCCUGACACACACACACUGCACCCCUGACACUCACACACACACACACUGCACCCCUGACACUCACAGCACACACAGUGCACCCUUGACACUCACAGCACCCUCACUCACACACUACACGUCUGACACACAAAAUGCACCCCUAACACUCACAGCACCCUCACACACACACAUUGCACCCCUGACACGCACAGCACACACACUGCACCCCUGACACUCACAGCACCCUCACACACUGCACCCCUGACACGCACAUCACACACCCUCACUUACACACACUGCACCCCUGACACUCACAGCUUCCUCACAUGCAUACACUGCACCCUCACACACAGCUUCCUCACAUGCACAUAGCACCCUCAUGCAAACACAGCACACACACACACACACACACACACACACACUGCACCCAUCACACACACAGCACCCUUACCCACAUAGCACCUUCACGCAAACGCAGCACCCAUCACUCACACUGCACCCCUCUCUCACACACACUACACCCCUUACACACACACACACACACACACACACACAGCACCCUCACACACACUGCGCAAUAUGCUUUCUUAUUUUCUCCCAUUUUUUUCAUAUUAAAUUAUGUUUCAUAGCUAAAUAUUUGAUAUUAAAUGAAAGCCCUGUUUCCCCUGAAUAAAAUGAUAUAUAAUAAGGGUGGGUGCAUUUAAUAUGAAAGAGGUGAAUUACGGUUGGACAGACAUGUAGCGCAAAUGCAAGAUUUUGUUUACAGUUUGUUUUGUUCACAACAUGUACAUUUGGCUCCGUCCUUAAGGGGUUAAAAUGCUCUCACUGCUUGAUCACACAGAUCACUGCACCAACCACUCUAAGGUGACAUACCUCCCAAGAUAGGAGAGACAGUCCCAGUGUAUUUUCCAAGAGCGCCAUAUUGUUGGUGUGUCUGAGUGUAUAACAGAUCUCCACAGCAAUAAUAAGUCACAUUGAGCAUUUAAUCUGAUAAUUGUGUUAAUGUUUAAAUGUGAAAUCAGUCUGUAUAAACAUUGUUCUUGUUCUAAUUUACAUUUUAGUUGCAUAAAUUAUCAUUAGUAAAUCACCUAAAAUAUCUCAGAACAGCCUUGCCCCUGGUCACACCCUUACAUUUGAAACGCAAGGUAAGGUAAGGUAUGCAAUGAGGUUUCAGACAAUAGAGAGUAUCUUUACCUAAUCCUGCAGUUCAAUUUUUCAACAAUUUUUCCUGAUGAUGUCAUUGAUGACAUAAUCUGACUAUAUGGCUAACAUGGAAGUUUGUUUAUGGUAAUUCUCAUGGGAAUUGGUCACUGUAGGAGUCACUAAUAUUGGCCCCAAAGGACAACAAAGGUGAUCCUUAGGUAAUGAGUGAUACUUCAGUCUCCAUGGUGCCAUCAGGGUAAGAAUCCUGUAGGAUGAAUUAUUCUAUUAGAGAGCUGGGCCUAGAAGACCACGAUGGAAUAAUCCUAUCAAGGGGAUGGAAAGAAGUUAAAUGUAUCUAAAGAUUCUCUAAAAAAUUAUCAGCUCUAAUAGAAAGAAAAUGAAACUCAUGACAAUUACAGUAAAAACCCAACCCUGAACUGGAAUUUCUGUUGUUGCAUUACCAAUGAUGGACUACUUCCAUCCUCUGGAAUAAAAAUUGUUUCCAAACAAACAAAAAAAAGUGCUCUGUGCAGCCUGCUCACUACCUGUCACAGAACAUGUACAGGAAAGAUUGGCAGCUAUGUAUUACAGUGAAAUUUCAAGGGAUACUAUAGGCAUCCAGACCACUUCACCUCAACAAAGUGGUCUAGGUGCCAUAUCCCCAUGCCCUUUUAAAACUGCAUGUUCUAUAGAAUGGCAAGGUUUUCAUUGCACAGUUUAAAUGCCUCUAAUGGAUAUCUCUCAGACAUCCAUUAGAGGCGUUUCUGAUGAAAAUAGCAGAAUAAAACUGAUAUUUCAAUCAGAUUGACUCAUGGAGAUCGGUUGAAUGGCACAAAGCUGCAUUUUCCAGCGCAUGCAUACUAGCCUCCAAAUGCUUCCUGUGGGAAAGCAUUGGAUUGGCUGAGAUCAUUGAUCAUUGAUCUCAGCCAAGGAGGCCGUAGAUGAUAGGUUGAUGGCAGGGAUUAGACCACCACUGCAAGGGAGAAAUGAUAAGGUGGGUCCAGUUAGAGAGGAGGCAGGGAGUGAAGCAGUCAAAGCAUUACUAAUAGGUUUACUACGUACAUUUGGGGGUGCUGGAGCAUGCCUGGCAUCAUAGUGAGAUGUAGUGGUUAUGGUACUUGAAAUGUUCCUUUAAUUAUUGCACAAUAAUAAGGCUAUUGCAUGCUACAUUGCACUUUUCCUCAUUGACUCACAGUUCCUCCCAAUAUAGAAAUCCCUCAGGUCACAUUACCUGAAAAACCAGCUGAAAUGAAAGAAAAACAUUUAAGUUGUUUAUUAGAAAGACUUAGCGUUAUACACUAAACUCUGAAUUGUAGUUAAUGGAAAUCUAGAUGGAGAAAUUCUGCAAAAAUAGCUGGUCUGGAAGAAUUCUUCAACUCGGCUAUAGUCAAAGCUCAGCUGUUUUAAAGCCUAAAUUUUGCAGUUGGAAUUUCAGUUCCAUAUAAUUUGGAGUUUCGUGAAUAAUGGUUAGUGUUAGUAAUGUAUAGUGAAGGGGUGUGAUGGACUGUUUGCUCUGCUUGUCCACUGGGCCCCUGUUCUCUCUUCUGCUUCACCCCUGCUGAACUAUUCAGCUGUUGUCGAGCAACAUUUCCUAGUAAUGGGGCAAACUGUUUAGCAAUGGUUUGCCACGUACUUUUGCCAUAUUUUUACCCUACUAUGGCUGCUGACUAGCAUUUGGCUUCUGUAGAUAUCGGCCUCAGUCGAUUGUUAAUUGGCAAAGAACGGCAUCUGAGCACUCUCAGUCAAUAAAUGAACUUGUAUGCAAAGAAAUAUGCACAGAAUUGACAUUAGCCAGUCCAAAACAGAUGACAUUAGCCAUGGCAAAACAGAUGUGACCUAGAGACCCUCAACAAUAAUCAUCCAGUAACAUUCCUGAAGAACCUCCCUGGAAAGAUAAGGAAGGGGGGACAUGACUGAUAACGGGGAUAAGGGGAUGGAUCUAAGGGGAUACUAUGUUUCAACUUAAGGACAUAAGAAGGGGUGAAAAGGGAGGGUACUCUCCUGACAGAAGUGUAGUAAAGCUAGCUUUUUCACAGGGGCUGUAGAUUUCCUAAUAGAAAAAAGAAAACAAAUAUAUAAUAAGAAUAUCACAAAAAAAUAUAUAUAUAUAAAAGGGAAAGGGGUUAGGAAUCUCCCUAGGUGACAGGCAAGAGACAGGGUAUCGGGCCAGGAUGUAUGCGCUGUCCAGAGAGGCAGUGGUGGCCUUGUUGCAGUCGUACCUUGAUUCCCAUGGCUUCGGUUCGUUGGAGGAUCUGCUAGCCGGUGUGGAGGGAUGUCCGGUAGUUAAUGUUUGUCUUAUUAUUUUUUAAUGACAUAGAGAGUGUUAGGGUUGAUAGGAGUCUCACAUCAUCUCCAAUAUUCACUAGAUAUGUGCAUUUGGAUUUGGCUGAACCAGACUAGGAUGAAAAUUGGUUGAUACAGCCUUUUGUCCAAAUCCCCAAACCGCAUAAUAGAGAAAUUAACUAACUUAGUUUUAUGGUUACAUAGGUUGAAAUAUCUCUUGAAUCCAUCAAGUUCAGCCUUUCCAAAAGGCACAGUUUAAAGCUCCACAAAAUAGGGGGCAAACAUUCUUUCUUGACCCCAGAAUGUUUAUAUUAUGAAGAUGUUAACCCACAUAUUAAAUAUUACAUCCCUGACUAUUAUAGGUGGGUAGGGAUUCUGUAAGGUGGGUAGGGGGUCUGUAUGGUGGGUAGGGGGACUGUGAGUGGGUAGGGUUUCUAUAAGGUGGGUAGGGGGACUGUGAGUGGGUAGGGGAGCUGUGAGGUGGGUAGGGGGGAUGUAUUGUGGGUAGGGGUUCUGUAAGGUGGGUAGGGGGGCUGUAUGGUGGGUAGGUGCUGUGUAAGGUUGGUAGGGGGGCUGUAUGGUGGGUAGGGGGACUGUGAAUGGGUAGGGGGGUUCACUGACUAACUGACAGACAGACACACUGACCGACACACACUGACAGAUAUACACAACAGACUCAUUGACAGACAGACACAUACACACACACACACAUUUCCCCCCAACACUCACAGAUUAUAUUUUAUUUUAAUUUAAAUCCACCCAGCCUCCGUACGUUUGGGAGAGCUGGGUGGAUUUUUUUACCUGGGUUCCAGUGGGGCUGCUAGCCGGGGCUAUUUGGGUAGGAAGGCAGGCAGCCGGUUAAACUCCAGGCGGGCGGUGAGGGAGCGCUAAUUUGUGAGCUCUCCCUGCUCAGCUCCCUCGCAUGCCGCAGAGUGAUGUCGGGAAUAUGGCGCCCUAGUUUUGGUGGUUUGUUGCUUGGUGUCCUGUUGUUUUUUUGUGUUGUCACAGCUUGGCAGGUUUCCUGGACAGCGCAGCUGCAAAGGGAGCAAGUUGCGCCAUCACUGUGGGGAGACGAAAGGCUGCACAGAGCUGAUGGCAAGUAGUCGGCUGCUGAGUCUCAUGAAACAAAAGGUUGGAGAACUGUUAGGCAACUGCCCAACAGCUGACAGAGUUUGUAUAUUGUUAAAUGGUUAUUGUGACAGACCGCCUGGCACCCCGACCGGGUACCUCCAUUAAUCGCUGCUCCCUACUACUGAGUACCAUAAGCACUGUGCUUGAACACCAUAACUACUGCAAAUCCCACGAAUCACCGCAGCUUGGUUGGGAUCUCGCUGUCUCCUACCCACCCUGGAACUAUGACCAGAAUCCAGCUUCCAGUGGGUAGGCCUCUCUUAGUCCCGAGAGCGUAGCAGGAACAGCUCUUACAAGAGCUUAGUGAUUAUACUCAGGGGAGUAUAGUAUAUAAGAGCUAUAGUGAUUAUAGCAAUCCCCAGAGUUCUCCAAUCCUCCAAACAUGAGCCAAGACUGCAAGAUGAUCUCAGAGUUUAAUGGUACAGGUUGGAUUUUUAUACAACUUUUCAGGCCAGAGGAACACCCAGAUCAGACGCGGCGAGGGAGCGGUGUCCACUCUGCUGCCUCUCGCGCCACGCGCCGUUUGCAGAUGCCGGGAGCCGGAAUAUGACGUCAUAUUCUGGCUCCCAGCUACUGUAGACAGCCGGCGGGGCGAGAGGCAGCAGAGUGGACACCGCUCCCUCACCGCGUCUGGAGACAGGCGCCCGACCCACUGGACCCCAGGGACAGGUCCACGCCAGCUCUCCAGGUAGGGAGGCUGGGUGGACAUUUUUUAAUAAAAAUAAAAAUAAAAAAUUGUACGUGUGUGUGUCUGUGAAUGUAUGUGUGUGUGUAUAUGUGUGUGUGUCUGUAAGUGUGUGUGUGUGUGUAUCUGUGAGUGUGUGUGUGUCUGUGAGUGUAUGUGUGUGUGUCUGAGUAUGUGUGUGCACGCGUAUAUAUAUGUGUGUUUGCACACACACACAUGUAUAUUAUUUUUUUUGUGGGGUGGGAAUCUUGGGAGAGUUCCCACACUUUAUUCCCCAGGACUUCUCUGGAGAUCUCCGGAUCUCCCCUGUCGGCUCACGCUAUCUGAGUGCCGGCUCUGCUCUAAGCCUCCAUGGGCUGGCGGGGAGAUCAAAGAUCUACCUCACCAGCCCACAGCAGCAUGGAGGGAGGCAGCAGAGGACCCGGGGAGCUCUAGACAGCAGCUCCGCCAGGUUCCUCUCACGAGAUCUGAGCAUUGCCACGGCAACGCUCAGAUCUCGCGAGAGUUAACUCUAGCACCACAGGCUAGAGUUCACUCUCCACUGGACCACCAGGGAUGGCACAUGGCAGCAAGGAUCCCCCCUCCCUACAUAAGGUAAGAAGGGAGGGGGGAUAUUUACUAAUCUGCCCCCACCUCCACAAUCCCUCCAAACAUACAGCACACACACACACAUACAGCACCCUCACACAUACAGUACACUAACCGCACCCUCACAAACACACACAGCACCUUUACAAACACACAACACCCUCACACACAGCACACUAACAGCACCCUCACAAACAAACACACACAUACAAACAGCACCCUCACAAAUACACAACACCCACACACAUCACACAAAUGGCACCAUCACACACACAGCACCCUCACACAGCACAGUAACAGGACCCUAACAAACACACACACACACACACACAAACACCCUCACACACAGCACACUACCAGCACCCUCAAACACAAACAGCACCCACACAAAUACCCUCACCCACAUAGCACACUACCAGCACCCUCACACCACCCUCACACAGCACACUAACAGCACACACACAGCAGUGUAUGUGUGUGUGUGUGUGUGUAUAUAUAUAUAUAAAAUACAUAUAUACAUAUGCGGCGUGUGUUUGUGCUUUAGGGUGCACACCCUAAUGCAAUAGGCCGCGCACGCCUAUGAUGACAUCAUUGCAAAUCAUGUGAUUGCUGCAUGGAAAUGCAGUAGUAAACAGUUAACAGCACCUCAAGGAAGCUUGAAAAGUAGCUGGAACAUCAGCAAGACAAUGUAAAACAAGAAAAAUAUCAAAAAGCACAUAGUAUUCUUAAGCCAAAGGGCACUAAAGACUUAUUAAAUCAUUAAAUCCCUGGGAAUAAAAUUUUAUUAAAUGACAGGAGGCUUUAUAUUUGCAUUCUUUCUUUACUGCACCUCCAAUGGCAGCAAAAAAAUACAUUGCAAUAGAUUAACCAAUCAGAACAGAGAACAUAAGAACAAAUAGACAAAAGGUCAGGCACUCAGUGACACUUGCUCUUUCUUUGCUGCUCACGUCUCCAGAUCAGGUCAGAGUAUUGUUCUCCUUAUCCUUGACAUUAUUAUUACCUCUUGAUUGUUCAAUUAUUGCCCAUUAUAGGUUAUAUGACUUAUUGGUCUCUUAUGUUUAUUUGUUACCCUACUUAUAGGGUACAACAUCUCCUAGCAUCUAAUAUGUGGAGCACAGGCCAUGUGUCAGCGGAGAUGUCACUGUCAAACUUUGAAAAUAUGUGUUUGGGAGCUCUUUCUGGUAAGAAAAAGCUACCGAUAUGCUACCAGACCUUAAAUACACAUAAACACAUAAAAGCACUAUACUCACAUGCGAAGGAAUGGUCGAAAGACUGUGGGAAGGACUGUGACAGACCACUCAAAAGAGGUGUGUCAACAGCCGUUUUUUAACCCAAUCAAGGAAAAGGGGUGUGACCGGGAGAUACCAUCAUCUAGUCUGGAACCCUAUUCGGCUUGAGCGUACACCACGAGUCAGUAACACUUUAACUAGAGCGCUUUUAGGCCCUGGCCCACGGAUCGCAACGCUAUUUGACUGGCCUAUGCUGGAUGCUGAGAGGCAUCUAAGGACACCUUGCUCAUGGGGGAGCUCCCCAUAUUAUUCAAAAACGCCGUAGUUAACUAAUGACCGAGGAGACCCACCCAGGACAUUGGAACUGAGCUCCGAUCCGGGCACUUUUUGGACACAGUGAGCGCUCCAAAAAGACCUUUCGGUAGAUAUAGGGCAUGGCACGAUGUAUAUAUGUUUUAUGUAUAUUUUUGAUGUUUAUAGGAUUUUAUGCUGACACUCUGAGGGCAUAUUGUGGAUGUGUUUUUGGGCGUGUUUACUGUACACUGAAAUUGUAUAUACGUGGGCCAUCUGGCCAGAAUAAAAUAGUUCUUCUUCACCCUUCACUAAGUCUCGACUAGUGUUUGGGUUGCAUCGUGGUUACUCUUCUGCAAGCGUCUAUAAUCACUGGCAGGCGGAUCACCUGGCACCCCGACUGGGUACCUCCGUUGAAGGAUGCUCCUAGCACCUUCUGAGGACUCCAAGCACUGCAGCAGACACCACAACCACCGAACCGGAGAAGCAUACGAAUGCUCUCAAGCAUAUGAAUGCUGUAAGCAGCUGAACAGGAAAAGCAUACAAUCAGCUUAAACUCCUGGCAAUCAGCACACAAUCCAAUUCCCCCAAUAACGAGACGACACUUCGUUUUGAGGUCAAGCAGAACUGACUGUACUGGCACAUACAGCCUCUUUUAUUCACAAUCCACAAACAUAGUACUGCCCACAGGCUUUUGAAAAACAACCAAUCAAUCCGUACAAUACACACAGACACUCCCACACAAAAUCCUCCCCUCUGCCUGUGAUAUGAUUACUGAACACAGUGGUUAAUAUAAUUAUCACAGGCAGAGAAAUACAGUAUUAUAAAACAUAUCACAGGGACCCCAAAACAUGCACUACCCCCAUAGAAAGUAUAUCCUCGGAACCAGGGGAUCUGGAUGAACCACAUAUCCAAACUUCACCCAGAUCCGUACAGUAGUUUGGAAGAUACGGUUUAAUGCAGAUUCUGCGGAACAUAUACAAGCUAUAUGAAAAAUAAUUACUGUAUAAUGUGUCCCCUGUUGUAUAGUUUAAAACUACUGCACAAUGUCUUUGCGCACCAAAUACCGGCGAGAUCGCACCGUGUAGAAAAGUCCAAACAGUGUCUGUGAGUUAAAAUGGCCGCCAUCCAUUGUUCUCACCAUGUGCUUCAUCCAUUGUUCUCACCAUGUGCCUCUGAUACAUGAAAUGGUGGCCACCCAGUAACUCCACAGUAUGUCCCCAGAUGAUUCUUAAAGGGCCAGCAGCAGCACAACACAAAUCCAUUAUGCCCAAAUCAUGUCUUUAAAGGGCAAUACAUCCCAGGGGCCAUAGUCACAUGGCAGGAGGCUGGCAAUCAGUCUUCUCCAAUGCCCAGUGGCGAGGUCGGUUUCACCACAGGCGGCUAUAAUUACUCUGGAUCACAACUGGAAGGGGCGACCUAGGCGGUAACAACCCAUCUCCGAGAGGGUAUAACAUCACAAGGACAUGCCCAAACCCAAAUGUAGGGAAAUCUUCACGAUGUUCAGGGGAAUAUCACAUUGUGCACCUUGAGCUCCACAGGAAGAUCGUACUGCACUGGCACAUGGUCCUGGUUAGACUGGCGCGCAUGGUUGCCAUGGUGCGGAGAUGUGGGGAACAGAGGUUGAGGUGCCAACGCGUAUUGGGAAUGUGGGAAGAGGUCCAAUCUCUCAUAACGGGGACUACGGUACCCUUAAAACCUACAACCAUGUUACUACUGCUUAUGCUGGAUCAUAUUCCAUGGGAACAUAAAGUGGUAGCAACACACAUCCUAUAAGCUGAUUUAUUCCUUAUAGUAUUAAAAUAUCAAAAAUCUAUCCUACCCUUGGUAGGGGAAAUCACAAAAGUCGUUUCCAGAAAUAAACAACAUGAAAUUGCCUAUUUGGUCCUAAAGGUCCAAAAGAGAAAACAAUUUCAGACUGGCAAACGUGGAUAGACUAUGAGACUCUAUUACAACAACAAACAGUUUAAUGCUGAUAUGGAUGAAAAAUUGUGGGCGAGAGAGGCUGAGAGGGGGAUAUUGCAAAUAUUUUUCUCAGUAUUAACGGAGAUUACUCUGCAAUACCAGCACCAGCCAGUAGGGGUCACUGUGUAGGAGAGAGGCAGGGCUAGGAAGUUACAGCAUCUCCCUGCCUCUCUCUACUUACUGAUCCGCGGGGGAGCAGCUACACAGCACAGAGAGUUCGGACAGCUGAGACACAUGGGUAUGCUGUGAGACAUAGGCGGACACAUAUAUCUUGGGACACAGUAUCUCCAUCUCUCACAGUGUCCCCAUGUCUCCCAGCCAGUGUCCCUAGUGUCUCAGUGUCCCCAUGUCUCCCAGUGUCCCCAUGUCUCCCAGCCAGUGGUCCAGAGGCGUACACAUGACCCAUGGGACCCCCGGUGCGAAAAUUGAUCCGUGGCCCCCCCCGCGCUCGGGCCGGGCCGCAACACAUGGCGGUGGGCACCUGGUCGCAGGGGUUACAGGGCUGCGACCGCGGUAUGUACGCCAGUGCAUGCAGAUGCACACACACUUAAAGGACCACUCUAGGCACCCAGACCACUUCAGCUUAAUGAAGUGGUAUGGGUGCCAGGUCCAGCUAGGGUUAACCCAUUUUUUCAUAAACAUAGCAGUUUCAGAGAAACUGCUAUGUUUAUGAAUGGGUUAAGCCUUCCCCUAUUUCCUCUAAUGGCUGUCUCACUGACAACCGCUAGAGGCGCUUGCGUGCUUCUCACUGUGAUUUUCACAGUGAGAGCACGCCAGCGUCUAUUGGAAAGCAUUAUGAAUGCUUUCCUAUGUGACCGGCUGAAUGCGCCGGAGGAGAAGAGGAGGAUCGGAGGAGGAGAGCUCUCCACCCAGCGCUGGAAAAAGGUAAGUUUUACCCCUUUUCCCCUUUCCAGAGCCGGGCGGGAGGGGUCCCUGAGGGUGGGGGCACCCUCAGGGCACUAUAGUGCCAGGAAAACGAGUAUGUUUUCCUGGCACUAUAGUGGUCCUUUAAAGGACCACUACAGACACUAAGAUAACAUCAGCUCAAUGAAGUUGUCUGGGUGUCAGGUCCCUCUAGUUUUAACCCUGCAGCUGAAAACAUAGCAGUUUCAGAGAAACUGCUAUGUUUCACUGAGGGUUAAUCCAGCCUCUAGUGGCUGUCUCACUGACAGCCGCUAGAGGAGCACACUGAACGUCCAUAGGAAAGCACUGAGUAAUGCAGUCCGGCGCUGGAGAAAGGUAAGUGCUGAAGACACACACACACACACUUACAGACGCAUACACACUAGCUAACAGACACACACAUUUACUGACAGACACACUCAGCGACAGACAUACAUACACACUCACUUACAAAACAUACACUCUCAUUUACAAACAUAAACUCACUAACAGACAUCAAACAGACUCACUAACACACACUCAGUAAGACACACACAGUAACACACUCACUGACACUCACUAGCAGACACACACACUAACACUCACACACACUAACACUCACUCUCACUCUAACACUCACACACUCUAACACUCACACAUUUAUUUUUUUUUAAAUGUAAUCCCCCCAGCCUCCUUACCUUUUGGAGUGCUGGGGGGAUUCCCUGGGGUCCAGUGGUGCUGCUGGGCGGGUGGCCGGUUGGGCAGGCGGGCGCGCGAGGGAGCACUCAGUGCUUCCUUUUCAGCUCCCUCGCGCGCCGCGUAGGGAUGCCGGCGCCGGAAGAUGACGUCAUCUUCCGGCUCCGGUAUCAGUGCGGUGCGCGAGGGAGCUGAAGAGGAAGCACUGAGUGCUCCCUCGCGCGCCCGCCUGCCCAACCGGCCACCCACCUGCCGGGUGUCAGCAGGGCCAGCCUCGGUGGGCCCUGGGGUGGUCGGCUCCUGGGCCCCCCAGGGGAAGAGGCUGGCCCUGUGGCGUACAUACCGGGUCGCAGGGGCGGCUGGGCCCCCUGGUGGUCCGGGCCCGGUCGCAGCCGCGACCCCUGCGACCCUGGUAUGUACGCCACUGCCAGUGUCCCUAGUGUCUCAGUGUCCCCAUGUCUCCCAGUAUCCCUAUGUCUCACAGCCAGUGUCCCUAGUGUCUCAGUGUCCCCAUGUCUCUGUGUCUCUAUUGCCCCCAUGUCUCCCAGUGCCUCCCAGCCAGUGUCCCAAUGUGUCCCCUAGUCUCCCAGUGUCUGUGUUCCCAUGUCUCUCAGUGUCCCUAGUGUCUUAGUUUCCCCAAAUGUCUGUAUCCCCAUAUCUCCCAGUGUCUGUGACCCCAUUUCUUCCCAUGUCCCCAAGUGUCUCAGUGUCCCUGGGUCUCUCAGUGUCCACAUGUCUGACUGUGUCCCCAUUUCUCUCAGGGUCCCCUAGUAUCCUAGUGACACGGGACAUACUGAGACAUAGGGACACUGGGAGAAAUGGGCAUACAGACACUGAGAGACUAGGGGACUGUGAUACAUAGGGACACUGAUGCCAGGCUGGCCUUCCAAUUCUUUAGACAGACAUGCCCCCUUUUUGGGCAUGUUCGCCCCUUUUGGCAGUUCUGGUCAAGUGAUUCGCGUCAGUGGCCCACACUUUUACCCCACCCAUUAACUUCCUGCUUCACUGGACACUGCUGUUAGGGGGUAUGGAUUUACUUGAAAGAUGAAAGCAUAAACUAGAGAGAGAUUAGCAUAGAGUAUGUGUUUUAUUAUAGCUGCAUCCUUUGAGUUAACCUCCAACACCAACUCCAUCAGAUACACUUGAGAGGUAUGAAAGAUUUAGUGUUUUUGGUCGAUAAAUUCUGUAAUUAGGUCCCAUCAUAGUUGUCAGCACCAGGCCCACUGGGAUCUUAAUCUGGCCCUGGGUGGAGCGGCACAGAGAAGUCGCUGUGAGCGGGGGUCAGAAGCUGCCGCUUGCGGCGAAAAGCUAGUUGAGGGUACCGCGAUUUGUUAAUGCAAAAGAGCGGCAAUCUUUUGGUAUGAAGAGUAGCCUAAGCGAUUGACAGACACGUAGUUCUAUUCCUCCAUUUUUUCUCUAUAAAUUAUCGUUCUAGUAUGCUCCAUUUGCCUAAUAUUGGUUUCUAAUUGUGCUCAUUUUUGUUAACUGUGCUACGUGGCUUGAGUGGGGAUACUUAUCUCCAACUUAUUGGCAAUUUAUUUCUGGGUGAGCCCCAGGUACGUAUUAGUAUUGCUGCCCAACUGUUCUAUAUUAUGGGGGAGGCCAUAUUAAAACCUUACUUUUUUUUUUUUUAUCUCUCUAUAUCGUACCGUAUAUUCUUUUAAACUGCCUAUCUGUCACACACCUGCUAUACCUGCCCCCUCUGUAACUUAUUAUUGAUAGACAUUUCACGCUUAAUUAUUUAAUGACAAACAUGGAAAAUGUUACGCCCGCUGAAAAUGAUUUACAGAUCAUCAUCAAUGCGACUGUGGCAGCCUCAUUGAAGAGGGCACUAGCUAGAGCUAGUUGGAUCACAACCCACUCCGGAUCAAGAUAACACCCAUUCUUAUUGCUCUUCAGAGCCCAUUAGUUCCUCCAAGUGGCAUGGGAAUUUUUCAAGUUCUAAGGCCUGACAAAGUAAAGGUAAAAUUCCAGCUACAAAAUCAAAAGUAACCUCCAGCCCUGAGGUUCAAGGGAUCUUGAAAUUGCCAUUAGAUUAAAUUAUCAGUGGUGGAUAAGUGGCAAGCAGAGGGCCAUGACUAAGUAUGAUGAUGAUACCAUUCCCACCAACAUUAGGCUUUUACCGUAAACACACUCCCGUGGAUGUGGCCCAUCCAGAUGAGUCCCAUACUUUAAUAGCUUUUUCCUCUCUGUUAACAGGGAGACUCUUCAUUUCUGCAAAAAUUGACUACACUGUCAACAGACUCCUGAAUCCUCUAGACCAUGCAGGGUUACUCCAUUAAUUUCCACACACCCCCAUGAGAGGCAGCGCCACUACCUCCACUGCAUACCAACAGACAACAAAGUUGUCUUAUUCCCAUGGAGCUUCUGAACCUGCUCCAGAAAGGCACUAUUGUUAGGGUUCAUUUUGUUUUUCGUCAACUCUUUUCUGGUCAAGGAAAAGACAGGAUAAUUCUAGCCAAUCAUCAACUUGAGGGUUCCUUUGUCACAUACCACUACUUAAAGAUGGAGGUCAUCCAUCUUCUACGGAAUCUCCUGUAACACAUGGAUUGGUUCAACAGUCUAGAUCAGGGACAGGCAACCUUCGGCACUCCAGAUGUUGUGGACUACAUCCCCCAUAAUGCUCCUACACCUGUAAUGCUGGCAAAGCAUCAUGGGAGGUGUAGUGCAAAACAUCUGGAGUGCCGAAGGUUGCCUAUGCCUGGUCUAGAUCUUAAAGAUUCCUACUUAUCUGUGCAAGUUCACCAGACAAGUCAGCAUUUUUUCAGGUUCCUAUAGGACAGGGGACCAUGAGAAUUAACAUGCCUCCCUUUAGUUCUAAGCUCAGACCCAUGGUGUUUCACAAAACUACUGCUUAUCUUUUCUCCUGAGAAAUCUGCUGCAUUGUAUACCUCGAUGACAUGCUGCUGUUCGGCACAGAGGAGACUUACCUUCACCAACAAACUCAUUAUGCUAUUCAACUCCAUGAAGAUAUGGGUUUCAUGGUGAACAAAGGCAAAUCUGCUCUGUUCCCAUUAUGAACAGUGCAAUUACUAGGUUUCGAGAUAGACUCAUGUAUUAUGCAUUUACCUCUUUCCAAGCUGACCAGCAUCCAUAAACAAUUAGGAAGAGUACUCCAUCUUAACAGGGUUCCCAUACAACUGCUAGUGGAUUGUCAGAUUUUUGUCAGGCUAUUUCCCAAGCCUUUUUAUUACAUAGCCAUGCAACGCCUCAGGGCCCAAUUCCUACACAGGGAACCUUCCUACUAUCAACUGGUACUCCUCUCCACGGAUGUUUGUACAUUACUCAACUGGAGAAACUAGCAUUCUUUUCUGAUUAAUUUCUGGUCACCCAUGUAUUCUAUAUUUUGCCGAAGGUCCAUAAGCAUCCCACACACCCUCUUGGACACUUUAUAGUUACAGGAACCAUUUAUAUGUUUUAAAGUUUGUACACAGAGAAAGUUAGCGGUUUUGGGAAGAACUCCAGGGAGCUCAGGUUCUGCACAUCUGCUUCAGUUGAUAACUGGCACCACUCCCCCUCACUUUGUUAUAUUGCUGAUUAUUUCAUGCUGUGGCACGGGACGGGUUCCCAGUUGGAAUUGUUUAGAAACUACCUGCAGGGUGUUUGUCUGUUAGUGAGAGUGUGUGUGUUUGUCUGUUAGUGAGUGUGUGUUUGUCUGUUAGUGUAUGUGUGUGUGUGUUAGUGUGUGUGUUAGUGUGUUUGUGUGUGAGUGUGUGGCUGUUCGUGAGUGUGUGUGUGUGUGUCUGUUAGUGUGUGUGUUUGGGUGAAUCUGUUAGUGAGUGUGUGUGUGACUGUCAGUGUGUGUGUCUGUUCGUGGGUGUGUGUGUGUGUUUGUGUGUGUGCGUUAGUGUGUAUGUGUUAGUGUGUGUGUGUUAGUGUGUGAGUGUGUGUAUGUUAGUGAGUGUGUGUAUGUCAGGGAGUGUGUCUGUUAGGGAGUGUGUUACUAUGUGUGUCUGUUAGUAAGAGUGUAUGUGUGUCUGCUAGUGACUGUAUGUGUCUGUUAGCUAGUGUAUGUGUGUCUGUCAGUGAAUGUGUGUGUGUGUAUUUAGAAGGCAGGGCAGGGUGGGUGGUGCGGGGGCGGGAGGUGGGUUAGGGGCACAUGAGUUUUGUCAUGCCUAGGACAUCACAAAACCAGGAUACACCACUGGAGGAGACACUGAAUGUUUGGAUGCAUUUUAGGUAGCCAUGACCCAGGUAGGAUCUCUAACAGCCAUCUAAAGAGUGGCCAAUAAAGUUAUCACUAGGCUGUAAUGGAAACACUGCAUUUUCACUGAAAAGACAGUGUUUAGAGGAAAAAGCCUGACGGUAAUGAUUCUACUCACCAGAAGAAAUUCAAUAAGCUGUAGUUGUUCUGGUCACUAUAGUGUCCCUUUAAGCUUGAACUGAAGAUCUAAAAGAAAUAUUCAACCUUUACAUUUUCCAUCUUGGACUUAAAUUUUUGUUAUUCCUCUUACUUAAUAAUAUAGAGAAUAGACCCAUUAGUUUAUUGAAGAAAUGGAAAAGCCAUUUGCUAAAUGGUAAGAUAAUGCAAUAAGCAGAAAGAAAGUAUGGGAACAACAACAAAAAAUCACAUUAUUUCCUGAUGCUGGAAUUUUACCCAUAAAACAUACCUGUAUAUAUUUUAGGGAGACUAAACCAUCAUGCAUAUAUAUGUUAGGGAGGCUUAAUCACUUACAUAAUUGUGCAAUAUGUUCAAAGGAAGUAAGGGAAUAAUAAAUUCACAUUAUUUCCUGAUACUGGGAUUUUACCUGUGACAGAUAGAAAGGGAGGAACAAAAGGAAUGAGUUCUAGAAGUGAGUUAAGAGCUCUGGGUGUCUCCUUACAAACAGAGUAAUGAACAGAAAGUCAUAGGUGCUGUAAUACCAAACGAAAUCUGCGAACACAGAGACGAAAGAAGAAUAAGAAAACAAGAACACAAUGGGAAAUUGGAUUGUUAACCACUGGGUCUCUGCUGUGGUACUGGUAAGGAAUUGAUACAUCUCUGUAUUUAGAGGCAAAUAUUAAUGUUUAGAGUUCUUUAACUCGCAGCUAUUGUAUGUGUGUUGCAUGUAAACUUGGGUACAAAUGCCUGCUUUUUAUCAACACUUAAAAAAAAAAAAAAUCAUUGUGCUCAUGUCUUGUGUAGCACACCCUAUGUUAAUUUGCAAACAGGUAGUAAAGCAGCAUUUUUGCAAAAGUCACUCACAUGUAUUUUAACGAUGAACAGUUACUCACCAGAAUUUUUAGUAUUAUAUUUACUUAUAUAUAUUGUACAAAUAUGUAUUUGUGAGAUCUGAAAAUAUAAAUUGGAAUAUAUACAUUCACACCUCUUUACCUUGGAAACGCAUCUUGGCUCCCUACCGUAGUUAUAAUCCGUAGUUAUUCAGACAGCAUAGAAAAAAAAAAAGCGUUUAGAGAAGCGAUUAAACCGUGUUUUUGUUCAUCUUUUCUUAUUAACAAUGUUUGUCCUGGCUUUGCCUUGUCUUUUUUUAUUCUUUUUUUAAGUGUUGCAUGUAUAAAGAACAAACCAGCAAAAAGAGCAGUAAAUGAAGUCAUAGACGUACAGAAACUGCAUAGAGUUGUCCAUUUAUGUUAAAAUUGGUGAUAAUCAAUAAAUGGAUAAGUAAAAAUAGAUAUGGCAACUUUCCCCCUAUUAUACAUAGAAUCAGUGAGCUUAUGCUUGCAAAAUUCAACUGAAACCUUUUGUCGUUCUGUACACGCCAAGCAUUGUUGGUGAACUGGAACUGCCCAAACCUAAAUUCUUUUAACAGAAUGGUGAUCUGUGCAAGUUCUUUUGUAAAGUGGUAGGUGAUAAUGGGUGAAGGAGGAAGAACAUGUAUUAGAUGUCUAGGAAUAUUCAGAAGUAACAAAUUUCAUGUCUACAUGUUGGUGACCAGGCAGGUAUGUUUAUAAAAACACACAAAAUUAAGCCCUGCACUCAAAGCCCCACUACUCCUGGGUGGCAGCAAUGACUAUAGUAUACACCAUCCCCAAUACAUACAAUAUAAACCAAAGAAAAAAGUUACUUGUGCACUGUCCCAAAUCCCUAUCCACAUUUAAAUAACUAAAGGGCUUUUUUUAGGAUCACUCCAUUGGCCAUUUAAGUGUAAGCUCACAUGCCACAUCUAUGCAAAACCUCCUAGGUGAGUCCUACACUAACAAUUCACCUUGCUGUUUUCAUCCAAAAGGCAAAAUCUCUAAUGAGACAGAGAGAGGUAUUUUUGUAAAGCCCUACAUACUUAUUAUCUCUUAAUAGUGACCACAUGAUGUGAGUGGCAACAUUGCAAUAAAGCUUUGUAAUACAAAAGCAAAUACAAAUGAAGCCCUGCGCUUAAACUCCCACUACUUCUGGGCAGCAGCAGUGACCAUCAUACAGCCCCAAUAGAUACAGUCAAAACCAAAGAAUAGAGUUACUUGCGCAUUAUCCCAAAUCCCUAUGCACAUUUAAAUCACUGGAGGUUUUUAGUAUCACUCCAAUGGCCAAUAAAGUGUAAGCUCACCUGCCACUUCAACGCAAAACCUUUUUGGUAAGUCCUACACUAAUAAUCUCUAGUGAGACAGAGAGGGGUAUUUUUGUUAAACCCCUACACACUUUGGGGUGGGUGGCAAAACUGUAACAUGGCUGUGUAAUACAAUUACAAAUACAAACAUACAAAACUAAGCCACGCGCUCAAACUCCCACUCCUCCAGGGCGGCAGCAGAGACUAUAGUACUUGACAUGGCAAGUAUAAUACUUGAUUUGGCAGGUUACAAUUUAAUGGUUAUUGGAGUGAUACUAAAAAAAAACUACAGUUAUUUAAAUGUGCAUAGGGAGUUGGUGUAGUGUGCAAGUAACUAUUUUCUUCGGUUUUGACUGUAUGUAUUGGGGCUAUACUAUGGUCAUUGCUGCUGCCCAGGAGUAGUGGGAGUUUGAGCAAAGGGCUUAAAUUGUUUUUGCUUCUGUAUUACACAGCCUUGUUACAAUGCUGCCACUUACCCCAUGUGUUCACUAUUAAGGGAUAAUAUGUCUGUAGAGCCUACCUUCUUAGGUAGAUAUGUUUAGAUUUAUGCUCAGGUUUCAACACGGUGAAUAGGGGAAGGUGAAGAUUCUACGGGUAAAUGAUCUGUGAUUUACAUGUGAGUGUGAAGAGUGUGAGUUGUGAGAAAGAGAAAAGAAGGGCAUUAGAGAAGUACAAAAGGAGGAAAGUAUAGAACGAGUCGUGAUUUCCCCAAGUCCCUGAGAGAGGAAUAUAUAGAAAGGGAAUUGUUAAAUUGAAAAUCAAAAUGCUUUAAAAUAUAAUUAUAUCCAUGUCUAUAGGAAGAAUUAAAUGACAUGGGCUUCUAGGGAAGGGCCUAUAUUUCACAUGAGAGGCAGGGGUCCUAGCCUUUGUGGAAAAUUUUAGGGGUGUCAUUCAGUUUCAAAAAGGUUUUCUCAUCACUUGCGUGAGUAGUACUUGUAUCUGGGACCAGAAGAUUUUCAAUUUUGUCCUCAAUAGUGAAAGAAGGUUUCUGUCUCCCCACACUUUUUCCAACAAAGGUCUGUUGGAAUUGUUCCCAUUCUGUGAAGUCUGCUGGGGGUAAGAUAUCAUCUAAAGAGAAUCUUGUAUGCUUGUUCCUUAUGUGUGAUACAAAUGAUUAAUUUACCUAUUUCCUCCUAAAUCUCUGACCAGCUACUUUACUCAUCAGGGGAACUUAAGUCAUGUUCCUGUGCUUCUAUGUGUGGUAGUACAAUUUGUGAGGGAUGUGUUGUUAGCAUGAUGUAUAAUGUUGAAAUUGGACUGGUGCUAUGAGGCCAAGUCGUUCAAAAGUAGUAGGUUGGACCGUGCCUGCUUGUUUAACUAUUGGGGUUGCGGCUAAGUCAAGUAAUCGUAUGAAGCAAAAGAAGUCUCAUGUGGCAGGUUCCUCAUGAUUGGGAAGGUUUGAGUAUUCUAUGAUUUGAAAUAGAGGUACAUCAGCCUUCUAAUGUCCCUAUCUUCAUAGUGAGCAAAAUGAAGUGAUAAUAAACCAGGUGGAAACAUUUCUUAUUGGUGUGAGGGGAGAAGAGGAAUGAAGAGAGCUCAAAUUGUAAUUUGAGUAAGUGAGUGAUAGUUGUGGAUGUGGUCGAAGGAAGGGGUUUAUGCAUAUAGGGGACUCACAUAUAUAAAGAUGGAUAGUUAGGAUGCUUCAGAUCCACCCAGUGUUUGCAAACCUGGUAGUGUGUACCACUGCUUGAUCUGAGAAAGCUGGGCCACAUUAUAGUGUAUGAAAGUGGGGAGUCCAAAACCCCCAUGGGUCUUACAAACAUACAUGGCUAGACCCAUGUCUCCGAGCCUUCCAGAUUAAUUCAUCAAUAGCUGCUUGUAGGCCUUUAAAGUCUGCUCCUUUAAUAGGGAACGUUUGAAAGAGACUGGAAAUCAGGAACAUGUUGAAAUGUGAGAGGGGUGACUAAGAAGGAGGGGUUACACUGCUGAAAAUAGCAAAACAUUUUACAGCACUGCAAGAAAUCUACACAGAAUUGAAAGAAAAGAAACUAACCACGGGUAUUUGAGCUUAUUAGCUUUAAUUUAAGAUACACUUGUUUGCUAUAGAAGGUAAUGUCAGGAAACAGCGCCUGUAGUAGUGUUCUCAAGCUCAGUGAAAUAUAGGGAAGAGAGGAGAAGACAUGGAUAUAGUGUAGUAUGUUAAAUUGCUUGAUAAUGAUAAAUGAAGAAAAAAUUGCACUUACAAUUUUCUGGAGCUUAUAUUCAACUCCAGAUAUAUGCGCCUGGAUGGUAUAAUCCCCGUCUAAGGAUGUGAUGAUGGUCCUGGUGUUCUCUCAGAGGCUUCUUCGGGGUCAGGGUGUUCUGGUAUCAGUGCCAAAAAUCUGUAUCCUCAGUGUAUAGGAGGAGAAAUAAAAACACAAUAUAGUGCUGUCUGUAUAGUCUGGAAUAAAACUAGGAUAAAAAAGUGGCGGUAUACUCACAAGUGGGAAGCAAAAGGAAUAUUGCUCAGUAUAGGAAGCGUAGGUGGAAUAAUAAUAUAUCACAUAUGUACUUAGGAUCUUCAUAAUAUAACAAUAAAAAUUUAAAGAAAAGCAUUUUUUAUUAUAAGAUAAGAGAAGUUAAAAAUAAUGAGAUGGCUUUAAGAGGGGGCACCAAGAUGGCCACCGGGACAUGUUCCUUGGGGACACCAAGAUGGCCGCCACCAGCUAAACGUGAAUAGUGCAAUGAGGGCAUUUGUAGUUAAGGGAUAUAGCAGCCCGGGGUUGAUUAAAAGGGAUAAGGGUGCAAAAGGGGAGCAUCCCUAGCAAAAACAAGCAUUUUCUUUUACUAGGGAUUGCUCCCCUUUUGCCCCCUUAUUCCUUUUAAUCAUCCCCAAGCUGCUAUAUCCCUUAACUACUAAUGCCCUCAUUGAAAACCUACUGAAUUCUGCUGUAUAAAUCUUAUGGUUAUCAAUCACAAAUUAUAGUCAAUGUGUUUUAUAUAUAAUUGAAAUGUUUGUUUUAUUGAUACAUAAAUUAUACAAAUAUCUGUUGUGUAUAAUACUGUCAGGGUUAUUCACGAAAGUGAGAAUUUUAAUUGAAUUUUAUCUUCAAGGACAAAGUAGCUGAACUGGAAGCAUAGAUAAUUUGGUGAUAUAUAAUAUCUUGAGAAGCAUGUGUGCAAAAAAAAACCCCAUUAAAUUUAAAAAUUACUAUUUUUUUGUGUGUUUAGCUCUUGUAGUGAUCUACUAAUCAAAUAACCAGUAUAUUUUUUUAACUGUAAACAUUUAUUCUCAAUUUAGAAAGAUUUUAUCAUUUCGGAUAAACACAUCUUAAAACUAAGUUUCAAACUGAAUUAACUUGCAAUCUAAAUGCUACAAUUUAGGUUAAAGGAGCCAUGCUGUGACCGACCAUGGCUAAACUGAAGAGUGUUCUCCAAAUCAGCUUUUUUAACCUAUGUUUCGAAAUUCAGUUUUAAUUUCUCUACAAUUCUUUUAGACACAUUAUUUUGCAACUGAUAGUUGCCUUGUGCAUUUACAUGAAUUGACAAAAUUUUACCUGUCGAGCAAAAUAACUAAAAUCAUACAAAAAGCAACUGUUGGAAUGACAUUUCAGAAGCUUUUCAAAUUCACUAAGAAUAAAGCCUACUCUUCUAUUCACCAUAACAAUCACUAUUUCUAGAAAAAAGUCAUAUAUGUAUUUUUGAGCUGGUAUCUCUAAUGCAUGUACUGAAUAUUUAAUGUACAUAUAUGUUGGGCACAUCAAACUAUCUGGGUAGUCUACAUCUUUCAUCAUUUGUUCAUGCAUAAUUUUGUGAAGUAAAUUAACUACUACCUUCUGAAUGAAUGUGACUUUUAUUAUUAUUUUAAACUUAAAUGUUUGAAUGUUUUAAAGAUCUCACUCUUGCAUUUGAAAGAAUGCUAUUCCAUCCAUGCUUAACCUCACGUUAGCCAGGAUUCUGGUAAAACAGCCAGAGCUACAUUGCUAGCAUACACCUGUUAGUAGCUCAAGUUAAGUAAAUGGUGAGACAGUGAUAUGUAUUAUUUACUUGUAUAUGUCGAUGAGGUUUAUAACCAUUUUUAGAACUCUUCUACACUUCAGAGAAUGCUUAUCAUAGAAAGCACCACCUAAGGGAGAAUGAACAUGGAUCUACCAGCUGAUUUCAUUAACCCCUUAAGGACCAAACUUCUGAAAUAAAAGGGAAUCAUGACAUGUUACACAUGUCAUGUGUCCUUAAGGGGUUAAAGGGUCAGUUAAAAAUUCCUAACAAUAUAUGCUUAAAAUAUACAGCUUACAGCACUAGGAGGUCCCCCUAUCCUGUCUUCAUGAACUCACAGUAGAACAAUGUUUAAUGACAUCAUUGUGCAAUAAUUACUGUUACUAUAAUUCCGUCCCUUACUCUGUCAUGUGACAGGGAUUCUGCCCAUACAGGUUAGUAUUUAACCCCUUAAGGACCAAACUUCUGGAAUAAAAGAGAAUCAUGACAUGUCACACAUGUCAUGUGUCCUUAAGGGGUUAAACUUGGCAGGCUGCAGUGCAAGGUUGUCUGGGAGUUGUAAUUUAGCCCUCAGCUUUCCAAAGUGGGAACAUAUGCAACAUCUCCUAGAGUCCUGUGCCUUUAAUACCUGCUAAGCAGGGAUAUAUGGAAAAACUCUGACUUUCUAUGGAAAAUCAUGGAACACUGUGGCAGGCUGAUGUGAUUUCCAGGCUCAGCAGAACUCAAUGCAAACGUUUUAGCAAACGCAAAUAUCUUUAUUAUUAUUUUUUUAAUUUAGUUUUUAUUGAUUCCUAACCCAAAUUUCAACCUAGGCAAAAUGAAUCUAUGCCUUGACGUUCCAGCUUGCACAUAUAAUUACACAGUAAUCUAGCUUGGAAAAAAAUACUCAAGUGCAUUGAGUUCAACCUUUAAAACAAUUUUUUUAUGCUACUGAUCUAAAAGAUAGCAAAAAAACAAAAAAAAGAAACAAUCUGAUGUGAUGGACAAUUUUGCCACAAAAAUUUAGAAAAUCCUUCUUGACGCAUUAGAUUUCUCUUUGAAUCAGCACCCUGUUAUUAUUUUAUUAUUUAUGUAGCGCCAGCAAAUUCCGUAGCGCUGUACAAUGUUCACAUACAUUUUAACUAUAUCCAUGAAUAUUCUGAUUUUCCCCCCAAAAUCCAGGCUUUUGGGUAGAAAAUUGUUACAGUAUAACCCGGGUAUCGAGGGUUAAUACCGAAUGAGGGAUUCACCUUGAUACGACCGCUUCAAUUCACCGAACUGGGAAAAUACACGAAAUCCUUUUCUCCUUGAUACGGGACCAGCAACUCUCUAAUACUCCAAUUUCCCGAAUAGAGAAUCAGACAAAGUCCUUCUCUCCUGAAACAGGCAAAAGAAUAAUUCAAAGUAGCAAUCCCCCCAAACACGGGACCAAGCUCCGUCUUGAGGGUAAAACAGGAAUCUGAUUUAUUGAGGGCUACAUGCCCGGUAUUUAUGCAGGUCUCCCACCUGGUGGGCACUCCCCUAGGGGACCAGAUGGAAGACUGGGACCAGUAUAGUAUAGUAGCCAAUCACAGUGGCUCAGGCAUAAACACUCCCCUUUGUACAAGUAAACCCCUCCUCUCUAUCCUGGAGAUAAUUGGGAAGAAAUCCAAUUAUCUCCAUGGAUAGAGGCAAAACGCCAUUUUACAGGAUACAAUAAAAAUACAUAAAAUUCAAUAACUGUAAAACUACUGAAUGUAUUCAGUACAUGUAACGUAUCCCCAGAUAGCCUAGAUCUGAGCACACAUUAUUACUGAAUGACGCACAGAUCCAAUACACACAGUUCAAUCGCCAUGGAGUCAAAGUCUUUCACAUUGUUCUUUCGGUAUACGAAGGGCUCCAUGGGAUGGCUAUCUGGGUUAAGUCCAUUCGUUGAUGGGACACCCUGGAUAUAUGGAGAAUUAUGAUGAAAAACCCGCCGCCCUUUGGAAGAUUUAACCAGACUUACACUAUACAAGGGAGGAAUACACAUCUCCCAGGUUCCCGGAAGUGAAGUCGUGCACACGCGCGUGCAUGCGUGAUGACGUCAUUACUAUGGGAUAGAUUACGACAAAUUACACACCCCCUUUACACAGGAGCAUCUGUGAUUGGCUAUAUCACGAUCUCCUACAACCAAUCAAUGUUUAGACAGGGAAAUAUAAUUGUAAAGAAGCAGGAAGUAAAUUACCAAUUGAAAAAGCCAAAGGGAAUCGGCGAAACGCAUUUUGGAUACACCACCACUAUGUAUGUACUAUAAUUGUUUUUAUAUUCACUAACUUUUGAUAGAAUAAAUAUAAUUCUUUUAAUACAUCAACUGGUGGAUCAUUUAACCUGCUACAAUAAGGGUAGAGUCACCCUAUAAUUGUACUCAUAUAACUGUAUACUUAGAGCCAAGUGACAGGCUCUUUUAAAGGUGAGAAGCAACCUAUAUGUUUGUACUGUAAUAUAUUUGAUUAAGGAUCUCUACACCAGGACAAGUUUCCCUGUUUUUCUUUUUUUCUAUUCACAUGCCUUUGAGAAGUACCUUCCAUAUGGAUCUAUAGGGUAUGUGCCAUCAGAAGUGCACGACGGCGCAAGUGAUUAGAGCCAAUCCAUAGUAGGCUCUAAACCACGUGAGUGCUUCCAAUUGGAAUAUAUUUCUCCAUCUUUAAAUCUAACAGUGUUGCACUAUAUAUUCUUCCCUUUUUCUUUACAGUGAUUUGUACUUAUUCUAUAUCUCCACCAUAAUUUUGGGAGUGAGUAACUUAUUUCUAGCGCUACACACUUGCACUAAUUUGACACUUGUUCCUAUUUUUUGAGCAACUUUAUCUUUUUAAGCGCCUUAUACCACAGAAUAUUUGUUAUAUUUAAUCCAUUCGUAAAAUAACAAGUCCCAAACGGACCAGCGUUCGUAUGGCAGAUGACAAAGAAGGGAGGUCGGCGGUUUCAGCGGUGUUCGGGAGAUUAAGUGUCCGUUUUGGGUUCCAUAAGAUUGUCGUCGAACACCGCUGUUCAUUCGUGCGUCCAAGAUGGCCGCCGCCUCGUGGUCGGCAUACGAAUGACGAAGACCCAGCAUACGGUUUCAAUGAAGAGGUGUCUGCGGUUAACCACAAUGUUCUAAUUGAGGCCAAUAGGUUAACCAGCAGCACAUUUCUCUUCUAGGUGGCCGGCCGUUCGGCAGUUUGUUCGGUAGAUUACAAAAAUAAAUGAACGGGGAAGUACGGAGAGGAAAUUAUACAAAUCCACACGAAUUAAACGGGAUAGCCAUGUAGUUCCAAGACAGAGGGAUCUGUCACAAAAAUUAUGCAUCUUUAUUGUCCUUAUGUUCAUCUGCUAUGAGCAAAAACACCUUUCUUCCAGUCUUGGUGGGUGGCCUGUUGUCUGUUGUAUAUUCCUGCUAAUGUAUAGGGACAUUAUACCCGCCCCCCUUAUUAUUGCAAUAGCUGCCAACUGCUGCUAAGGUGUGGGUGCAAGGAACAUUGUAAGUAGCCAUCAUCUGCUGAACAUGAGUGGGACAGAGGGGGAAAUACAGAACUUCCCCCCACCCACCAUUUUGUAAAUUUUGUAGACUCCACUGGUGGGGCAUAGGGGUCGACAGUUAUCUGUUCACAUUCCAUUAUUUAAUUUAAAAUCCCCCACCCAAUGCCUGUGGCUGGGACUAUGUCCCUCUUUAUUUAACAGGUUCCAUACCCAUGGGCUGCGUCUAUCUAGCGACUGUGCAGCCCGGUUGCUAGCUUUAAACAUUUAGCAGCUAUGAGGCAGGUGGGGGCAUAGGGAGAUAUAAAACCUCCCCUAUAGUAAUAUGUAGGUCUGAUUGACCCUCACAGGGGAUUUUAUUUUUACUUAUUUUUUAACUUUUAUUCAUGUGGCUAGCAAGCCAGUGCCACACACUACAUAAUUAACCGGAUGCAGUAGAUCCAGAAUUUCAGUAAAAUUAAUGUUUUAUGAAUAUUCCAAAUCCUAUGUUUUGCAUUGGAUUUUAAUCCAGACAUCAAAUGCUUCAGGGCAAAUGCUGCAAUUUCACUCGGCUUGACUGAUUAUUGACCUAUUUGGCUUGAGUAAAUAUUUGAAAUGCCGUUGCAAUCAGAAUUAGGUCAUUUUAACCAUCCAGACAAAAUCCAAAGUUUAGUGACUAACCCUGUGUGUGUUACUGUUUUCCCAUCUUUGUAACUGCCUCCCUAACAUAUACAACAGAGUACAGUAUUUACUCUGAGUAGCAGCACUCCAAUAGCUAGGCAGCCAACAAGACCACUGCUUGAUUGCCAAAUAGUGUACUCUCUGUAAUGAGAUUAUUCAUAUUUAUUAUUGUGUGCAACUGGCAGACUCCUGUAGGGAGGACAACAGAUAAGCCUGUUUGCCUGCUUUCCUUCAGCAAAAAUCAAUCAGUCGUUUGUCUAAAACACAUUUGAUGUCAUGUGUUACUCUUAGAAGACCUUGUAUACUGUGUUCAUUUAUGACAUGCAAUACAGAUUCUUUAUGAAAGUGUUUAAGAGAAACAACAGCCACUCAAACGCAAAGCACAGCUACAGGUAAUAAAUGAAUGACAUCAUUUUGUUUAAUCUCCCGAUAUUAGGAAUGGAGGAUGGGCUGGCCAGUAGAAGGCAUGACAGUAGUACUAUGCACAUCAUUGAACAAUGGAGCGGUUCUCCUAAAAGGUUGUUUUUAAGCCUGCUUAUUUCAUACAGUCUUAUAAUAUACUUGACCUGAUUUUGAGGUAGAAUCCGCGCUGUAUUUUCAUAACUUAAGAAAAUUACAGACUAAAUAUCUUAUUGACACUAGAUGGGAAAACAUCUAUGGCAUAUGCAAAGCAUUCCUACUGAAAUCAACAGAAUCAGGCUUAGUUAUCUCAUUAAAAUUGAUGUAUUCAAGUAUAUCUAAAAUGUCCUAAAGAUGGUACUGGUGAUGAUCAUAGGGGGCCAGAUAACCUAGUAAUAACCCUAGAGCCCCUUCAUCUUGCCCAUACUCACAAACAGAGCAAAUACUCACUUACAUCGACAAAUAGUGAAUAGACAAAAACGCUUUGUAGUGUGUAAUUACGGAAACAUAUUUGUAAAAGUGCCAAUAUGAUGACAGAUUAGUUAAUUAUUACUUUGGAUGUAAUUAUUUUGUGUGAUAAUGAUCAGAUGACUUUACAAGAAGUGUGGUCUAGGUGCAUACAGUAAAACACAACAAUCAAACAAUCUAAUCAUUCUACAGCUCUCCUAACCCUGGUCUCAUACGCAUACGAAAUUUCCUCAAUAUCUUCUCUGCUUGUUUGCCAACUAACCAACUACUUGCUAGAUAUGAUUAGUGACCAGAAAGUAUAUUUUAACCUGUGUACAUUUAAAAAAUUUUUUAAAAAUCCUACAGUAUCUCAAACAUGGUGCAACCUUUAUCCUUGUGUGAGAUAAAAUAGUGUAUAUAAGCCCUGGAUACAAUAUGCAAACACAAAAAGAGGAGAGAAACAACCUGUAGAGAAUCCUACUUUUAUAGGCACGUGCCCUUCUACCCAGCAUGCUGGAGGGAGCUCAUUGGGUGGCCCAUGCAUAUAGAGCCACACAGUGGGUAUUACUGAACAGGGGCACGGAUGGUAGCUGUGGCUCUUUAACAGUGUGACUGGAUUCCUGUAGUAUCAGCAGCCUGGGAGGAAGUGUGUGGGAGGGAGAUAAAAGGAAGGGGCGGAGGCAGGGAUGUGUCUACCUCGAGGCAAACAAGGGAUUUGCCUUGGGCGGCAAUUUCCAGGGGGUGGCAAAAAACACCUCCCCCAAAUGCCCAGGCUAAUACCUUGUUUGCAUCGUUUUAUGGGAGCCCAAGAGCUGGCCAGCUGACCACCUUUGGGCUUCCCCGGGGCAGCAGGCGGUUGUUUCUCGGGCAGGCAGCAAGGGAGCACUUUCCCCUGAGCUCUCUGCUCAGCUCCCUCUCGCGCUGCAGGGUGAUGCCGGGUGCCAGAAUAUGACGUCUGCAGCGCGCGAGGGAGCUGAGCAGAGAACUCAGGGGAAAGUGCUCCCUUGCUGGAAACUGCACAUCUGGCCGCCUCCCUACCCAGCAGCCCCACUGGACCCCAGGUGAGAAAUCCACCCAGCUAUCCCAAAUGUAGGGAGGCUGGGUGGAUUUCAAUUUAAAAAAUAAUAAUAAUAAUAAUAAUAAUAAUAAUAGUGAGUGUGGGGAAAUGUGUGUGUCAGUGAAUGUGAUUGAGUGUGUGUCAGUGAAUGUGAGUGUCAGUGAAUGUGUGUGUGUGUGUGUGUGUGUGUGUGUGUGAGUGAAUGUGUGUGUCAGUGAAUGUGAGUGAGUUAAUUUGUGUCAGUGAAUGUGAGUGAGUGUGAGUGUCUGUCAGUGAGUGUGUGUGUGUGUUUCAGUGAGUGUGUGUGUCUGUCAAUGAGUGUGUGUGUUUCAGUGAAUGUGUGUCAGUGAAUUUGAGUGAGUGUGUGUGUGUCUGUCAGUCAGUGCAUGCGUCUGUCAGUCAGUGCGUGCGUCUGUCAGUGAGAGUGUGCGUCUGUCAGUGAGUCUGUCAGUGAGUGUGUGUCCGAGUAAGUGUAUGUCUGUCUAUCAAUGUGUCAAAUCAGUGAGUGUGUGUAUGUCAUUGUUUGUCAGUGUGUAUGAGUGUGUGUCUGUCAGUGAGUGUGUGUCUGUCAGUGAGUGAGCGUCUGUCAGUCAAAGUGCGGCCUUGACAGGAAGGGGUGGGGAAAAUUUAAAUUAGGGGGGUGCUCGAGCACUGUCCUGCCUAGAGCAGCACAAAACCUAAAUACACUACUGGGCACAGGCUGCAGGUACAGAGAGAACUAAGAGAGAGAGAAUCCUUACUCCUAUCAGCCUCCUGAAUAUAAAAGGCAUGUUAACAGGAGUGUGGUUAAAAACAUAAAAAGUAUAACAUGUAUGUAUGUGUAAGUGUGUAUAUGUGUCACUGGGUAUAUCUGUGUGGGAGUGUGUAUGUGUAUCUGUGUGUUAGGGUGUGUGUGUAUGUGUAUCUGUGUGUCAGUGUGUUUAUAUGUGAGUACUGUGUGUUAGUGUGUAUAUAUUUAUGUAAAUAUGUAUGUAUCCCAUUGUACAGCGCUACGGAAUUUGUUGGCGCUAUAUAAAUAAUAAAAUAAUAAUAAUGUAUGUAGCAGUGUGUUUGUAUAUGUGCACACAUCCCAGCAAUCAAACACCAUCACUACAUGCUUUGUUUUGACUUUGUGUUUUUAUCAAGAAACGACAUACUUAUCACAGUCGAUACAUUGCUGUUUUGUCAAUAAAGGGAUAUCAUCUUUUCACAAUAAGGAGUGCUGGACAUCUUUUUUGUUUAUUCUUUACUUUUGGCAGCUGAAACAGCCCAUUUAUUGCAGGGUGGUAUUCCUCUGAAUUAGCUUACACUAUAUAUAUAUAUCUCAGAGUGCUGUCUGUGCUUUUUUCCUGGAGCUUGUAAUGAGCCAUAGACAAGUAUAUAAGUGUUAAUAUAAAAAAAAAAACAACUAUAUGAAACUAGUAUCACUACUGUAACAGUAAAAAACUGAAACGGUUAUGGAGAGUUCAUAUAUGGAAAGAGGGAACUGAAAUGGAAAUAUAGCUGAGUUGGAGCAUUUUGUCGCUUAGCUUUUUGUGGUCUAAAAUUUGAAAUUUCCUCAACAAUGCACACUUUAGAGGAGAACCCUGAUUCAACAAAUAAUUAUGCAAGAACAGGAAGUCAACAAUAUAAGGCAAUAAACUGUCACUCUGUAAAAGAAGAGAACAUAGACAUUGAAAGCCAAAAACAUUCUGGCUGCAAUCACAAUUACUUGAAAAUAUAGAUAAACAUGCAAAUUACAUAACAACUACAACCAUCGUUCAGCCAACCAGUUAAACCAGCGGUUCCCAAGCUGUGUGCCCAGGGCCGGUGCUUGGAUUUUUAGGUACAUAGGCGAAGAUGCCUUUUUCCGCCCCCCCGCACCCCCCCCGAAAAAAAACAUCUUAACCAGCCCCUCUCCCCUCCCUGACCAUUAGUAGUCCCUUCCCUUCCCUUUCCCUUAGUGUUCUUCUCCCCUCCCCCCUCUUUUCCCUGUCUCUUGGUGUUUCUCUCCCAUUCCCUCCCUGUCCCUUGGUGCACCCCACACCCCUUUAGUGGUCACACUCCCCUUCCUGGUGUGCCUCCUACCUCUAUUGUUGUAUUGCCGAGUGGAGCAGAUCCCCUAAAGGAGCUUCAGUUUUCUGUACCCGGCCGGACUGACAGGGAGUGCUCUCUCUGUGAGCACCUCCUGUCAGUCUGGCCAGGUACAGGAAACAGAAGUUCCUGUACCGCGCUCUGCUCCGCUACACUCUGUACACACUGACAGUCACACACUCAAUGACAAACACACAGACGUCACUGACAGACACAGACUCAUUGAUCUGACACACACUCAUUCAUUGACACUGACAGACCCACACUGAUUGACACUCAUUGACAGACACACUGAUAGUCACACACAGACUCAAUGACAAACAUACUCUCACUGAUUUGACAGACAGACACACUCAUACACUCGCACACACACUCAUACAAUCACUCACAGACACACACACUGUCACUCACAGACACACACACUUUGUCACUUACACACACUUUGUCACUUACACUCACAGACGUACACACUUUGUCACUCACACACACUGUCACUCACAGACGUACACACUUUGUCACUCACACACACUGUCACUCACAGACGCACACACUUUGUCACUCACACACACUGUCACUCACAGACGCACACACUUUGUCACUCACACACACACUGUCGCUCACAGACACACACACUCUGUCACUCACAGACACACACACACUGUCACUCACAGACACAGACACACACUCACAGACACACACACUGUCACUCACAGACACACACAGUCACUCACAGACACACACCCAGUCACUCACAGACACACACCCUGUCACUCACAGACACACACACACUGUCACUCACAGACACACACACUGUCACUCACAGACACACACACACAGUCACUCACAGACACACACUGUCACUCACACUGUCACUCACAGACACACACACACAGACACACACUGUCACUCACAGACACACACACACAGUCACUCACAGACACACACACUGUCACUCACAGACACACACACACUCACAGACACACACUGUCACUCACAGACACACACACUGUCACUCACAGACACACACACACACACUGUCACUCACAGACACACACACACAGUCACUCACAGACACACACACACACACUCACAGACACACACACACACACAGUCACUCACAGACACACAUCACAUGCAUUCACUAAUUAUUUUAUAAAUACAUAUUUUCCACCCAGCCUCCCUACCUGGAGAGCUGGUGUGGAUUAUGGAUCGGUCCCUGGGGCUGCUGGGAGGCGUGCGGCAGUGCUGUGAACAGGCGCGGCGAGGGAGCUCUAAUCUCCACCCUCUGCUCCCUUGCGGGCUGCCUACUGAUGCCGCGGGAGCCGGGUUGAUGACGUCAUAUUCCGGCUCCCGCGGCAUCAGCAGGCAGCGCGCGAGGGAGCAGAGGGUGGAGAUUAGAGCUCCCUCGCCGCGCCUGUUCACAGCACUGCCGCGCCGGGGGUCGAGAUGGUGGCCUGGCAGGAGGGAGAGCUUCCCUCCUGCCGGUCACUGAAAUAUUGCGCCCCCAGAGCCCGUGCGCCCUAAGGCGGCCGCCUGUGCCGCCUUAUGGACGCGCCGGCCCUGUGUGUGCCGCAGCGCCGUAUGAUUACUGCUCAUCAGAGAGCAGGUCAAGUGCUGCAAUCCUUUAAGACCGUGACUGGGUCCCUGUAAUGUUGGCCGGCUGUGAAGAAGUGACAGCCUGUCACUUCCUCCAAGCAUCCUGCAUGGAGACAGCGCGGGAGGGAGAGGAGCACAAAGAGCUUGAGACCUCUCACUCCCACAGCAGCAGGACUCCAAGCCACCAUCCUGGCACAUAAGGUAAGCUUACAGGAUGGUGGCUGGAGAUACAAAAAGAAUCACUUGUAUGUGAGUGUGUGCAUGUGUGUGAGUGUAUGAGUGUGUGUGUGUGUGUAUGACUAUGAGUGUGUGUAUGAGUGUGAGUGUAUGUGUUUGUGUGUGUGUAUGAGUUUGUGUGUAUGAGUGUGAGUGUUUGUAUGUGGAUAAGUGAGGGUGCAUGUGUGUGUAUGUGUCUGUGUGUAUCUAUAAGUGUGUAUGUGUCGGUGUCUAUAUGAAUUUGUGUGUAUGUGUCAGUGUAUUUAUAUGCAUCUGUGUGUUAAUGUGCAUGAAUAUCUGUGUAAGUAUGUAUGUGGUAGUUUAUGUGCAUACAUCAAAGCAGUCAAACACCAGCACAACAUAAAAGCACACUCCUGCAAUCUAACACAAAUAUUACAUACAAACACACCCCUGCAUUCAAACAAAAAAAUAUGCAAACACACCCCUUAACUCAAACACAAAUACUUCCCAGAAAUCUACAUCCACAUUUAAAAGUGAACAAUACAUUGAGACACACCCCUGCAAUCAAACGCAAACAUCACAUACAAACACACCCCUGUAUUAACAUACAAUGAAUGUAUACAAGUAUCCCUUCAAACACCAACACUGUACAUUACACUAUAGCGCCAGGAAAUGCAACAGCGCUGUACAGAUAUACAACGUAGAAAUGCUGACUUGGGGUGCCUUGGAAAAAUACUGAAAUAUUAAAGGGACUCUCCAGUGCCAGGAAAACAUAUCCGUUUUCCUGGCACAGCAGGACCCUGCAGUGCCCCUCUCCCUCCCACCCCCCUUCUUAUGUUGCUGAAGGGGUUAAAACCCCUUCAACGACUUACCUGAAUCCAGUGCCGAUGUCCCUCGGCACUGGGUCAGGCUCUGCCCACGCUCCUCCCCCUGCCGACAUCAGCCGUCGAGGGGAGACCUAAUGCACAUGUGAGGCAAUGGCCGCAAGCGCGCAUUAGACCUCCCCAUAGGAAAGCAUUAUUCAAUGCUUUACUAUGGGAAUUCUGGCGACCCUUGAUGUCCUCAUACAUAGCGUGAGGACGUCCAGCAUCGUUUCAAACACAUUUCGUGUUCUAAGAACACGGAAUCCCUCUAGUGGCUGUCUGAUAGACAGCCACUAGAGGAGGACUUAACCCUGCAAAGUAAUUAUUGCAGUUUAUAAAAACUGCACUAAUUACACUUGCAGGGUUAAGGGUGGUGGGAGUUGGAACGCAGACCACGCCAAUGGGCAGAAGUGGUCUGGUUGCCUGGAGUGUCCCUUAAAGGACGCCUUGAACCUCAAAAGUUUGGGAACUACCAAGUUAUACAAUUCCAGGGGAAUGGACUUAUCUUCCUCAUGUAAAUGUGGAUAAAACAGAACACCGAACCUGUCUGGCACAGACCUAAGUGGAGAGAAUCCCAAAGAGCAAAGUUGUAUACAAAGUGGAUAGCCAAAAUGCUUGCUCUUGGUUCCUCAAAGAGGAGGAAGAGAUCGUAAAAAAAACAAAAAAACAACAACUAUAUUUGGUUUGAGUGUAAGAAUAUCACCAUUCAGGCUCCUCUGGUAAUUUGGCAUGGCCUAAUGCAGAGUCUUUCCUACUAAAUAUAUAUGGUGUACAAUGGAACCCUUAUUAGCUAAGGCAAGUGAUUUCUUAUUUACUUGUUUUCAUUUACUAGUUACCUUAACCCCUUAAGGACCAAACUUCUGGAAUAAAAGGGAAUCGUGACAUGUCAAACAUGUGUCCUUAAGGGGUUAAACCAUUCUCUAUUUGCAACUUUCCCUUACUAAUCAUCAAUAUUCCCUUCUCUUCAACAGGCUGCCUGGUUGGGACUGAACAUCUUCAUAUUUGCAUAUUACUACAUGCUCUUUGAGAAAGGAGAACAAUAUGCAUAUACAAGAGUGCUAUUGGGGGUAAGUAAUGCAGUGACACACAUGGAAUGAAAUGAAAUCAUACUUUACUCCAGUUGUCAGAGUUGGGAAGUUAUGGAUAGUAAAUUAAAGGUUUUCCAUGUGCCAACUCACCACAGACUUUCUGUCUAGGGUCUGAUUUUCACUUUCCAAGUUAGAAACUGCUUCUUAAAGCAGCACUGCCAUUUUUUUACCUUUAAAAAAAAAAAAAAGCUUUAUUUCUUGCCCAGACCGAGGUCCUAGGUGCAGCCAUCUUAUUGUGGGCAGAUGAAGGCCCUGUGGGGCAUGUCAUCUGCCCACACUAGAUAGAACUGUGAAACUCCCAUGCAUGCCCAGUUGUACACUUGGGCAUUCGCUGUUGUCCGAAAUUUGGACUGGAAUUUCAGCUGUUCGUUAAUUUGUCAGAAAGACAAAUGAAUGAAAAGAAGUGACAAAGAACAAACGAAGACCAAAUUUCAAUUCGUCUUUGUUCGUUUACUUUAUCACAAGGAGGGAUCUACCGACCCAAAGCUCCCUCCUUGUAAUAUGUAAAAAUAGAAGCGGCUUGCUGCUACUUCCUAAAUCCCCCAUGUCCCCUAUCAUUCUAUCAGGGUCGAUAUGACCUCCAUAUUAGUAUAAGGGAGAUUAAAACCUCCCUAAUACCCCUACUCACUAUGCUGUGAGUAUGGGCAUGUCUACUAAACAUUGAGCAGCCUCUGCCCCCCCCCCCUUUUAUUGUCACUUAGGGCCCCCACCCACCGCCAAAGGGUGGGGGUCAGAGGGAGAAUUGUUCCUCCCCAUUUUUGCACUUUUGUCAUGGGUGGGGGGGGGGGGAGGCAGUGUCAUUUUAAUAAAAUUUUAAUUAAUUUUUAUUUCUUUAUGUUUGUGUAAGGCAGAAUAACACACAGGGUUGCAUCAGACAGCAUUCUGUGGCAAGAUUGAGGCUUCACAGAAUUUAUACAGCAAAGUAACAUGUAACCGAAUGUAACCAAAUGUAACAAGAUGUCCAAUGGUUUUCCUCACCCAGAUGUGUCUCCAUUUCCAUUUGAUAUUCCAUUUGAUAUUAAUUGCCAACCCAUGCAAACGGGUUUGUUUUACAAUACUUUGAUACACCUUGUUUGUACCGGUAUAUUGCUUAAUAUAAUAAUGCUAUUGCCAAUCCCAUAAUAGAUGGAUGUUUUUCUUGGAUGGAUUACUUUAUUGAUUUUUUUUUAAUUUUUUAAUUUUUUUAUUAAUGAGUUUACAUUCAUUUAUGUGAUCUUGACAAAUGUUGAUUAUUAUUAUUGUUUCAUUUGUUAAAAAAAAAAAACAUAUUUGACAAGAAUUACAAUUUAAUGAGUUUUCUCGUAAAUCACAAAAAGUAUUGCAAUUUCCUGUCUGAACUGGGAGAGUCUAAUUAUGUUGUUAAAUUAUUCAGUUCUCUUAUUACACAAUAUAUAUAUAUGCUUGCUUUGUCACAUUUUCUUUAAAGGAAACAUAAGGUCACCCAGACUUGGGUGCAGUGGUCCUGUGCUUUUAACCCUGCAAUGUAAAACAAGGUUCAAUCCUCCUCUAGUUGCUGUUUUCCUGACAGCCACUAGAGGUGGUCCCGCAUCACUGACCUACUAAAAAGCAUUGAUUCAAUAUAUUCUUAUAAUUACGCUUGGAUGCACUCUUCGCACAUACAUAUCAGGUCUCUAAGAGGCCACACCUCCUCUGUGACAUUGCAGAAGGAGGAGAUAAAAGCUUCUGCGCUGGAAAAAGGUAAGUGAAACUUAUUUCCUUAAAUUUUUACUGCCCACUGAAGGGGGACCUGACUAAACGUAGGGACAGGGACACUAAGGCGUUAGGAAUACAGGUUUAUUAUUGAUUAUUGUUGCUGCAAUAGCUUGCAUAUCUAUAGAUAUUAAGGGGUAGUGUUUACAAUACUCCUUGAGAUUUCUAAUGUUGUCUUUAAUGCCAGAUCUUCUGAUUUAUGUUGAAGAAUGAUUAGCUGUAGAAUACACAAAAAUAAAAGUUAAGAAUAAAUAAGAGUAACCUUUAACCUAUUUUUAUAUGUGUAUUUUCUUAGUCCGCUCUGGCUUGGGCUCGUGGUUCAGCUGCUUGUCUCAACUUCAACUGUCUUCUCAUCCUGUUACCUGUGUGUCGGAAUCUUUUGUCAUUUUUGCGAGGCACCUGCUCGGUGAGUGGAAAUUGUAUCACAUGGAAUGUUUUGUUGGCUUUUUGAAUAUUUAUAUAUAUAAUAUAUUGUAUGUGACUAUAUUGGUGUGAUUUAUUUUUUUGAUUUUUUUCAGUGCUGUCAGCGCUCAAUCAGGAAACAACUUGAUAAUAAUUUAGCAUUUCACAAACUGCUUGGAUAUACUAUUGCUCUGAUGACAGGUAAGAUGAUAGAUAAGUAGGUAAAUGUGUGAUUUUUUAUGGCAAGUUAAUCAGUGUUUCUCUGCUCUAGUGAUAAUGUCAAUCAGGCCACAGAAUUCUUAUUUGUAUCAUACAAGAACCAGUGCACUUACUCAUUAAACACCAAUUUCAAACAAAGCUCUUAAAAUUAACAAACAAAAACAAAGGUGAGUGUUAGGUGCUAAAAUUUUGUGAUUGUUACUGAACUAUUUGACAGUAACCAAUAUUAGAUAAUAAAAACCCAGUCUAAAGAGAAACCAUACAUUACCUCACAUGCAGCACCAAAAUGUGUCAUACAUUUUGAAAUCACACAAUUAUAAGAUAACAAAAAAGAAAGAAAAGGGUGCCCAACACUAUGUGGAAAAUAGUUAUAGCCAAAAGGUAUAUAAUUCCAAAAAGAAUAUCAAUUCCUAAAAAAACCCAUAUAAAAAUAGUGCAAUAUUGUAUCUACUCAAAAGCCAUAAAUAGCACAAUUCCUGUUUAAAACUCACAAAUGGAGAGUGGCUACGUGCCUCUAAAGCAAGCAUUCUUCAGGAGAACGUUGGAUACAACACAGCAGGUCAAUCCGAUUCUUGAAUAGACAGAUGAAGAUGACAUUCAGGUAUCCAGAAAUAUUGUUAAGAUUUGAGUAUUAAAAAUAAAUGUAAAAAUUAGCAAUUCCAGAAUUCUGAAUAUAUAGUGAGAUCAUAGGCAUAAGAUGUGAAACAUUAGCGGUUAAUGUCCUAAUACAAAGUAUCUGAAAGUUACACUAUAACACCAACAGCCGCAACCACAAAAUGAGACUUCAACCCUCUCUCCUAUAGCGGGUUCCCAAUACAGCUUCUCACUUUCCCCUGGAUUCCUGACAUCACAAAAAAUCAGAAAGAUAUAGAAACAGGGGCCGAUUGCCUACACAAAACUCCCAUGUGUAAAUUUCAAAAAUGUAUUUAUGUAUUUACUUAAGUAGACCAAUAUUAAUAGAAAUUGAAAUAUAAUAAUGAAAAUUAAUAGUAAAAAUAAUGAAUGCUAAAAAUUUACAAAAAAUAUUUGCGUUCCAUAUACUGCCACAUGUAAAAAGGUAAGUUCCUUUUACACUUCAUGUGUUAUUUAAAAGAAUAAUCUUUCCUUGUGACAGUGGAUCUAAAACUCAUCUGUUUUCUCUCUUUUUGAUAGCUAUUUUGCACCCCCAUACAAUCAUUACAUGUAUAAAAACCUCUUAAAGUUCACAAAAUGUAAUAAUUUUGUUUGUUGCUGUUGUCUAAACACCUGACUCAGGCACGAAUAAUAGGCAUUUAGUUACAAUAUAUAAUCUUACAUUGCAUAAACCUGCCAAAACGCCAAGUGCCCCUAUUUUGGCAGGUUCCAUCCUAGCAACUUAAUGUUUGCUCUUAUGAGACUAACACAUUAGCUCAGGAAAUCCUUCUCCUGAGGUUCUUUGCAGAGCAAAUGGGCCCUGGAAUUGGGCACCUGCUGAAUAUGAAACAAGAGGGCUGGAGUCAUCUGAAUAUGCAUACAUUACAAUGGUGCUUCUGGGAUCAAUUAAAGGAACACUAUAGCAUUAGGAAUACAAAACUGUAUUCCUAACACUACAUUCUCCUCUUGGCACUAUCUCUAAAGCCCUCGCCCGUGACAAUGAAAGGGUCAAAAACCCUUUUUUCACUUACCUUAAUUCCAGGACCGAAUCGCUCCAGCAACAUCACACUGAUGGAGGACCUAAUGCUAAUGCACGACAAGCGCAGCACGCAUUAGACCUUCCUAAGGGUAUUUGGAAGAUACUGGACAUCCUUAUACAAAGCUUGAGGACAAGGACAUCCAACAUCGUUUCACCAAGUUAAACUCCAUAAGAAGUCAAGAAGCACAUCUACUGACUGUCUGGAAACUGCAAUGUUUUCAUUUGCAGGGUUUAGGGGACACGGACAGUGCACCCAGAUCACUUGAUGAGAUGAAGUGGUCUCAGUUCCUGUACUGUCCCUUUAAUACAACAUACGAGAUCAAGCACACUUAGUGCAUAUUUCUACAUCUAAUUUAUUGUGUUUGAAGAUGUGAAUAUAGUGAGCGUAUAUAGCUAUGUGAAUGCAUGUAUGAUUAAAAGUAAUGUUGGAAGUAAUUAGGGUUAACAUUAUAUCGGGGUUAAUGUCAGAGUUAAAUUACAUAGGGUGUCAAUCCUAGAAAUAAGGAAAAACAAAAUUUUUCAGGUUAGGCUUUGAGUGCUUUAAUUUGGCACUAAUGGAAAAGCUUGUUUAGAUUUUGGGAGAGGUUAAAAUUAGGGUUACGUAAAGGGGAUGUUUAGGGUACCGACGUGGAGUUUGGAGGAUUAUUUGUCGAGUACUCACCCUCACCAUAAUCUGUAGUCACCCUGUAGAUACCCUCCUAUGAUAAUAGAAAAGUAGGCGCUGUUAUACAGUGUGCAUCAUUCGAAUAACUGUGCAGGUGGCAUAGAGGGUUCGGAGGAAGAUUAAGAGAGAAGAGAAGUUUAAGAGAACUGAUAUUAGAGAGAAAGAGAGAACACAAAUGAGUUGGGAGGAGUAAAGAGGACAGACAUCAGGGAAAUAAGGGAACAAAGGAGUGGGAGAAAGAACUCAGGAUAGUGAAGGACGAAAGUCAAGAAAAAAAGUGAUUGUGUCAUACUUGGGAACAAGGCAUGUGUAGAGAAUAAUCAUGUGCAAAAGACCUUUUUAGGCUGGAGGCUAUAAAUAGAACAGAGUGGAGGUGGGAAAAUCAAGACAAGAGGACAGGAGAACAAGGUCUCCAAUUAUAUUAUAUUGUCUGUUGUGGUAGCUUAUAUAUUCUUAAAUUACUUAUAUAUUGUGGUGUGCAGGGCAAUCAAUACAUAACACAGUACAGUUUUUUCAGGUCCAAUGUCAAGUCCCCUGAGUUAAUUUAUGCUAUAGCCAAUAGGACUACAUUCCUAUAACAUUAAUACUACGAAACGAGAGCAAGGCUUACUCAAUGAUGCUUUGUGAAUAGCUUGUUACACAGUCACUUCCAUCAUACGUCAGAGGUUAUGAACCUAUUUCCAUUAAUAGAAUAUGAUCUGCAUAAAGCAAAUAUCAAUUACUAUUUACAUUUUUGUAAGGGUUAUGGAGAAAAUCCACCACUUUCUAUAAAUAAGUAAAGAGGUAAGUAGGUAGGAAUAAGAGGUACUUUUAUUUUAAGACCUUAAAAAGAAGGGGAGAGGGUGGGGCUGGGUUGGGGAGCUGAACAGACGCGUGCAGCAUGAGCUCCCGUCUGAAUACUCACUUUACAUGAAAUUAACCCAACUUCCAAGCUAUUUAAUCCCCUGUAAUUGCAUCACCCAUGUCAGGGAAGCAAAGGAGAUCAUAACGAGACGUUUUAAGAAUGGCUGAGAUACGGGAAACGCGGGCUAUAUCACUGGGGCCUACUCUAACGCUAACCGACCCGAUUCGCGGCCUGGGAAGAGGCAAGGACACAGGUGAGGCGGCCGAUCACCCAGCCUGGAGCCCCCUAGAAGCAGAUCUCGAAGCGACAGAAGACCAUCCACCAGCCUCCCUCCCCCACCCCCACCAGUGAGGGAUAUCCCGGCACCAACGGUACAGUUAAGGCAGAGACCCACUUCCCAAGGCCUGCUUGAGCCAAGAAUCACCAAUCCAAAAAUGGCGGAUGCCACGCGCCAGCCAGCAGGCAUGGGGGCCUGUGGGGACCCAGCGACUAACUCACUUACAAAGCUCAACGAGAUUUUCGCUGCCUUCUGGGCCACGAUAUCGUCGAGGAAGCUGAACAUGGUUCCAGUCAAACAGGCUUUUACUGCAGCUACACCCCCGGCAAUUUCAUGCCUUCAGGGCAGAAGCAGAAUGACAACCGCUGGCGGCUCCUUGAAGAGGUGCAGACGUCGGGACCGGCGGCACAGGCAGAAAUGAAAAGUCGGCCCCACGCCUAACAUCCAUCCUCACCCUAACUCACCACAACUCCGAACCAGAACGGAAGCACCUUGCCCAGCAGGGCAGCACCGACCCCCCGACAACGUAAACCUCCGCCAACACCUGCUGGACGCCUGGCACCUACUCAUCUUCAUGCCUCCAACACUCCAGCUGACAAGGGUUCUGGGGGACUGUAGCUGGCACCCAGAGGGGAUCGGGUGAACAGAGGCACAGAACCGGAGUCUGCCAGGCAUAUUUCACCACAGCUAGACUUCCUCACCAUGCCCCCUAAUACAAGAACUGUUCUCUGCUCACCAGCUUAACACACAGCACAGUAAUAGUCCUUAACCUGUUAUUCUUUUAUUUUGCACAGAGUUUUUGUGCUUACUUCUUACCUGAGUUUAUUUUAACAGCUCAUGCAUUGUGUUAUCAGCUAGGACAACUAAUGGGGCAGCCCAAGCAUGUUAAAAAUUGCGGAAAUACUGUUGGUUUAAAUUUACAUUUAACACCGAGCUAUCGUUGACUCAAAAAUAAAAAUCACCUUCUCAAAUGCUAUGCUACACACCUUACCAUAACUUUAAGUAUAACUUGCCUGAGCAUGUGCAUAAUAUCGAGUCUAGCAUGUUUACUAUAAAAUAUUGCUGUCUUAUGUUCUCCAUGUUAUCUAGAAAAGUGCUGUUCAAACUGCCACACUCGGAAAUGCUAUGACAACGCUUGCAGUUGCUGUUGUGGCUCUGCACGCAUGCUGUUCAUAUAUGCACAAUAAAAAUAAGGAAUUGAAGAUAUAAAAAAUCUGAUUUAAAAAAAAAAAAAAGAAGAAGGGGAGUAUUUUAUUUGGGAAUGAGGGACCUAUAUUAAGAGGGGUUGUUAUAUUAUUAGGAAUUUUGGACCCGCCUAAAAGUAGCAUAGAAGGGAUCAGGUGACUGGUCUUUUAAUUUUUUUUAAUCUAAGGUGCUACAGCUAGGGUGCUAAUGUACAAUAUAUAUCGAGUAACUUUAAUCCUUCUUUACACGUGAUAUAGUAAGGAGUAGAGUUUAUUGGUAGUCAUCUACCUAGUUAUAAUAACCCUCCGCCUCUCUUCAUGUGGAUGGAAUACUUUCGAUGACCACCAUUAAAUUCUGCUUCUUUCUUACAUGGAAAUCACUUGUGACCUGCUCAGAUUAUAUAAGUGUCCUGAAGACAUUUAACAACAUAUUUACAUGCAUGUGAUUUAUUUCAGGGCUUCAGGGAAUAGUGGCACCUUGCCCCUUACUGCACUAAAAGGCUUACGUUAUUGGUAGAUAGGGAGAUGCUAUUUAAUAGUUUAGCAACUUCUCUGUGAUGGUGCUACUUAUGUUUCUCCGUGCCAUUGUAUUCCUAUACAUAUUUAUUUUCUCUAUUUAGCUGUUCAUACCAUUGCACACUUACUUAACGUGGAGUGGUUCUACGAUGGGAUACUGAGUCCAGAUACCACUCUAAAAGGAAAGUUAUCAAUCAUUGGGGAAAAUGGUGGAUGGGUGAACCCUAUAAGAUCCAAGGAACAGGUAUUUGACCAUAUGUUAUGAUGAUUAGCUCUUUUGAAUACAUUGUAUGAGCAGCAAGACAACCAUAGGCUUGCUUGGUUUGAUUAUGAAAGUGAUGUAUAUAGUGGUAUGAGCUGCAUGGAAUAAUGUCAGUUUUUACAAUAAUUAUGGUGAGUAGAUAUGGGCAGAAUGCUUGUGAAUAAUUGGUAGAAUGCUUGUGAAGAACAUUAAAGACUGUAGAUUAUGUGCAAAAAGUUAUAGUGAUUGCAAAAUGCAACAACAGAGCAGCAUUAGAGGGAAACCCUGAGUCUGAAUGCUUUGGAACGAGGAAUAGUAGAAUCACUGAUUUACAAAAUGUUGCCUUUAAAAAAUACAAUAAAACAUAUCACCUGCUCACAAGACUAAUUGUCAUUAGUAAUGUUGAUAUUUAAGGUUAUACAGAGUGAUAUAACACAUGCUUUCCUAUUCACAGACACCAUCCUAUAUUGUUUUCACAACCAUUGCUGGUAUAACGGGCGUAGUUAUCACUCUGGCGCUGAUAGUUAUGAUCACCUCCUCCACGGAGUUCAUCCGUAGAAGCUUCUUCGAGGUUUUCUGGUACACACACCACCUCUUUGUCAUCUUUUUUGUGGGUCUUCUGAUUCAUGGAGUUGGGUAAGUGUUGAUCCUUGUUGUUGCAUAUUCCUGACCAAAUAUGUAAUACAGGAUUUAACAACUUUCUGUAAUAUACACAAUAUACCGAGUCCACUGAUUUGCUGCUUACAUUUUUUUUUCCCCACCAUGCUACUACAGACGUCUUGUACGAGGACAGACACCUGACAGUAUGAAACAAAAUCUUUAUUCAUCCUGUAAAGACAAGUUUAUGGAAUGGAAACAGGUUACCCCAAACAGCAAUGAGGAAGAUGAUAAUCAAUGCCUCAUACCCGUUUUCCAAGGCAAUGAACCUAUGGUAAGGGCUAUUACCAAAAACCCUCUGCCCCGUGUGUACUAGUGUGUAAUAUUGCAUCAUUGAUUUAUGAUGGAAUUAGAUUUUGUUUAAAAGUUAGAAAUAUUGAACUUUUGUAUUAUUUCAGUUAUCAAAUAAGUUGUGAUGAACCUUUUACUCAAAAAGAGCAAUUUGAGCAAUGGUUUGUCUAAUUAUUAAAAUGUGUUUAAUAAUAAUAAUGUAUAAUAAUAUUAUUUUUCCAAAUUUUACUAAAAUAUUUGAUGGUUUUUUUCCAGACAUGGAAGUGGAUUUUAGCACCAAUAAUUCUAUAUGUUUUUGAACGUAUUCUGAGGUUCUAUCGAUCUCAACAGAGAGUUGUUGUGACAAAGGUAAGUCACAUGGUGAAUUAGAUUAUGGAUGUCUUCAUAUAUAUCAACAUACCCAUGACAGGAUGAGAAGGAACAGUAAACAACACGAGAUGCAUAUUGCCCAAACAUCACAUUAAAGGACCACUAUAGUGCCAGGAAAACAUACUCGUUUUCCUGGCACUAUGGUGCCCUGAGGGUGCCCUCACCCUCAGGGUCCCCCUCCCGCCCAGUUCUGGAAGGGGGAAAGGGGUUUAAACUUACCUUUUUCCAGCGCUGGGCGGGGAGCUGUCCUCCUCCGAUCCUCCUCUUCUCCCCGUCGGCUGAAUGCGCGCGCGCGGCAAGAGAUGCGCGCGCAUUCAGCCGGUCACAUAGGAAAGCAUUCAUAAUGCUUUCCUAUGGACGCUGGCAUGCUCUCACUGUGAAAAUCACAGUGAGAAGCACGCAAGCGCCUCUAGUGGCUGUCAAUGAGACAGCCACUAGAGGAAAUAGGGGAAGGCUUAACCCAUUCAUAAACAUAGCAGUUUCUCUGAAACUGCUAUGUUUAUGAAAAAAUGGGUUAACCCUAGCUGGACCUGGCACCCAGACCACUUCAUUAAGCUGAAGUGGUCUGGGUGCCUAGAGUGGUCCUUUAAUAAUAGCAUUUUGCUGCUUAGCACAAAGCCUUUACGAGUAUCGUCAAUUUACCACUCAGAACUAUUUGCUAAUUCUUUUCCAAUAAAAGUUGUUGCUCCAGAACACCCACUGGAAGUAAUUUGUGGUCACCAUAAUUUUGGUUUUAAAGGUUCCAUACUAAUGCACUAUAUGUUGGGUCACACUAAUAAAGUCAAAACAGAGUAUAAUAAAGAAUUAAGCCUACUCCAUGCAUUCAUUGCUAAACAACUGUUUCACAAAUUUAUCGACCCACAUUAAACAUAUAAGUUACAAUUGCAUGCAGUGGAAAGUGUGUUCUAAAUCCUCGAUAAUAAAUAUAAACUAUUCUGGAUCCAGUCAACGCCAAUCCAGAAAAAGUAGGAUGAGGGGACAAAUGGAAAUUAAAGGAAUACUAUAGGGUCAGGAACACAAACAUAUAUUUCUGACCAUAUAGUGCUAAACCCACCAUUUAGGUGGCUUGCCCCCCACUUAGCCCCCUUAAAACCAAUUAAAACUCACCUUAUUUCCAGUGCCGCGCAGGUCCGCCGGCACUGGCUCCGUCCCCUUGGUGACAUCAUCAGAAUUGCCGAUUUUUAACCAAUCCAUUGCUUUCCUAUGAGGAAAGCAUUGGAUUCCCUAAAAGUGCCAAGGGGGUGGGGUCAAACAACAUUUUGGCCAAUCAGCACCUCCGCCUUGAAUCAAUGCAUCUCUAUGGGGAAAUUUCAGCGUCCCCAUGCAGUGCGUGGAGACGCUAAAUGGUAGUGAUGGCUUCUGAGAAGUGGCCACUUGGAGGUGUCCCUAGGGGCAAUGUAAACACUGCAUUUUCUUUGAAAAGGCAGCGUUUGUAUUAAAAUGCCUGAAGGCAAUGAUUAUACUCACCAGAAAAACUACAUUAAGCUAUAGUUGUUCUGGUGACUAUAGUGUCCUCUAAAUAAAUAUUUGAAAAAACUUUAUUUGGUAAUAUAGUUAAAAAGAGGACAGUUGUCCUCAUUUUAAACAAAUUACUCAACAAAGUUAUUUCAAACAUUAAUUUAAUGUUCCUUUAAGUUAUUGUCUAGGUUUAUUACAGGUUAGACCUGUUUUGGAAUAGAGGAGUGAGUGACUUUCCCUACUAUUCCUCCCUUUGGCUGGGAGUUAUUUUAGGCUGUGUUUUAAAUCCUGGGCCCAACAAGUCAAAUAUCCUCAUUCCUUAAAAUCAAGAUAUAAUAUAAUUUACCUAAACUCUUCACUCCUGUCUUGUCCUCCUAGGCUGUCAGUCAUCCAUCUAAGGUUCUUGAGAUUCAGAUGAAAAAACAAGGAUUUAAUAUGGAAGUGGGGCAAUACAUCUUUAUCAACUGCCCAACAAUUUCUACAUUGGAAUGGCAUCCAUUCACUCUAACCUCGGCCCCGGAGGAAGACUUCUUCUCUGUGCACAUCCGCUCUGCAGGGGACUGGACUGAGAAACUAAUUCAGGACUUUCAGGAGAAAGCAGAUAACACACCACGGUGAGACACAGCGAAAAGGUCACUUGUUCUUUACUUAAUUCUUGAUGAUCACUACCAUUUCUCAAAGUCCUUCCAUAUGUUAUUUGUAAAGUAUUUCUUAUUUUCUUUAAUAUGGCAAUAACUACAAAUUUCUUUGUAAUUAGACUGGAGGUAGACGGUCCAUUUGGGACAGCUAGUGAGGAUGUUUUCAAGUACGAGGUCAGCAUGCUAGUUGGUGCUGGGAUCGGGGUCACUCCCUUUGCAUCCAUCUUGAAAUCCAUUUGGUACAAGCUUCAAAAAGAGGAUCAACGGCUAAAAACCCAAAAGGUAACAUAAAAAAGUGUAACACAAAAAAUGUAUGGCAUUGUGCAACAUUCUUGUGAAUCCACGUCUGAAGAGCAAUUUAGAUUGGUAAAUUGAAAUCAAGGACAGAGAUAGCAGCAUGUCAUGUGUUCAUAGACAAAUGCAUCUUACUUACUUUCAGUCUGACCUAAUUGUGAACAUAUUUACCUUUAAUUUGAUGUAUUAUUAGCACACACAAUCAAAACGAUGGAAUAACCUCUAGAGAACAGCAUAUUAAUUAUUGAUGAGUAAUAAGAAAAUAAACUAUUUUCAUGUUCCUCUUCUCCACUUUAUAUUAUAGAUCUAUUUCUACUGGAUCUGUCGAGAGACUGGAGCAUUUGCCUGGUUUGCUGAUCUGCUUCGCUCUCUUGAACAAGAAAUGAUCUCCUCUGGAAAAGAUGGAUUCCUUAAUUACAGACUCUUUCUCACCAAUUGGGACAGCAGCAUUGUACGUAUAAUACAUGCUAGCAAAAGAACUUGAGGCUGAUUCAGAUACUGUAACAUGUAGCAUAGAUAACUUGUUUAAAGCAUGUGGAUUUUUUUAAGAUAGAGUGGCUACAAUGAGUCUAGCUCUAUAAUUGUAUAAACUGCAUGUUUAAACCUCCAUUAUUGCACAUUCUGCUUAAUUUAGUGUUUCAUAUUUCCUUCUAUGUUAAAAGUCUUCCAAAUCCUGUAAAGUGCAUUCCACAGAGCAGGAGAUAACUGCCAGGGGAUGUGUAAGGAGUAGGGUUAAGGGUAGGGUAGGGUUAGGUUUAGGAGUAGGGUUAGGGGUAUGGGUAGAGGUACACUAACCUUACUCCUAGCCCUAACCCUACCCUUACUCCUAACCCUACCCUAAUCUUAACCCGACUCCCAACCCUAUCCCUAACCCUACCCUAACCCUACUCCUUACACAUCCCCUGGCAUCCCCCUUAUCUCCUGCUCUGUGGAAUGUACUAUACAGGAUUUAGAAAUAGUUUUAACAUAGAAGGAAAUAUGAAACACUGAAUUAAACAGAAUGUGCAAUAAUGGAGGUUUAAACAUUAGAUUUAUCUUUAUAGGAAAGGUUUAGGAAGGCUGUGCAAGUCACAUGCAAAGAGGUGGGGCUAGGGUUGCAUGAACAAAGUGAUCGAUAAUUCUAUAGUGGUGACACACUUUUUUUGUUACGCUUUAUAAUACAGACAACACGAUUGAAGAUAAUCCUGAAGAUAAAACAAAGAUGAAAUUAUAUUAGGGAAAGUAUUUAUGUACAGAAAUAAAAUGGCCUCAGACAGGGUUCUGUAAAAAGUGCAUUGCUGUUUAGACUUUCAAACUAAGUUUUGCUAUACUUUUUACUUAAUAUACCAAGCCCAGUAUAAUCUGAUGUAACUACAUGUAUAUAAACAGUAAUUACAUGACCUUUGGAACCUUAAGACAAAGAACAUAUUCUUGCAAAGUUUGUUGCCCAAACAUUGAUUUAUAAUUAGUUAGAGUUAAAACAAUGGGUAGAUAAGAUAUGAAAAAAAUCAGAAAAAGAAGAAUAAAACCAACUGUGAGGUUUGGUACAGACACAUGGCAUAAAAAGAUACAAUCAUUAAGUGAUCAAACUAUACCCAUGAAAGGCGUUCAAUGGGACUUGAAUGACAGACUGUACAAAACAAACAGAUUCAAUCUAUGUAUCCUAAUGGAAAUGAAAAUAUGACAAAUGUGUAUUAGUUGUCCUUAGUGUGGCUAAGCUUAACAUGCUGCCUAUAUAAAGGUAAAAUAGUCACCUACAUGCAGGUGGGAAAGUCAGUAACAAGCUGAGGUCAAAGGGUUUAGAGAGCAUUGAGAGGCCAAGCUGAGUCGGGGUGCCAGAGGACAGAACAAAGGUCGAUAAGCCAAAUCAUUAAACCUAUAUAGACUGAAAGAAUAACCUGCUCUUGGGAGUAGAGAUAAGUAACAACCACAAUGGAGAACAACUGCAGGGUAUAUAUAGGCCUGGGGUUCUCAGCAUAAGUUCACAUCAAUGGUAACGCAGGAUGUAGUUUGGCAAAAGGACGGGUUCUGCAUCGAAACUGGAAGAUGAACUAUGCUGUUUGAAGCCCCACCUGACAUUACAAGAAGGCAUUGCCAAUGUUAGUCUUAUCACUCUGUCCCACUCAUUAUCAGAGUUAUUCACUACAGUGAGAAUCCAAACUGGAUUUAAGUGAAUGUCAAAUUUAAGGCCAGAGUAGCUGAAAGGAAAGCAUAGCUGACAGAGAAUUUUUCCAGUUUGGCUAUUUUGACCUUCAAUUUGAAAUUCACUUUGAUGUCACUUUGAAUUCUCACACUAGUGAAUAACACUGCAAUUCAACAGUAAGAAACAUAUGAAGUUUUACAUAGAUUUUAGGAAAUUGCCACAAUGUUACAUGGAGAUAUACAUGGGAUGUGUCUGAGAGGCAGGAGACCCAAGAGAAUCCAAAGUCACAGUGAGGAAGUUCAAUGAGUUCAAAGAGAUAUCAGGGUCAAUGGGUCUGUGGUUGCUUACCCCUUUAAUCAUGUGUUCAAGGGGACCACAGUUCAACUGUGACACAGAAUGGCAAAUCCAAAGGAUACUAGCAGGGCGGCCACCAGAAACUUUGGGGCUCCUGACACAGCACAAGGUCUGGGCCCCCCCACCCGCCCGGCCCAACCACGAGUCCGCCCACGAGUCCGCCCACAGGACUCCUACCUAGUCCGCUGCAAAUGAUGCAGGACUGAAUGUGGUGUGUAUAGUGGAAGUGAAUUAGAAUGUGUGUAAUGGAUGUAGUGUUUGUGUGUAUUAGAUACUGUUUGUGCAGUGAAUGCAGAGUGUGUGUUUGUGUAGCGGAUGCAGUGUGUAUAGUGAACGCAGAGUGUGUUUGAGUAGUGGAUGUAGUGUGUGUUUGUGUAGUGGAUGUAGUGUUUGUGUGUACUAGAUGCAAUGUGUUUAGUGGAUGUAGUGGAUGUAGUGUGUGUAUUAGAUGCAGUGUCUCUGUAUAGUGAAUGCAGAGUGUUUGAAUGUGUGGUGGAUGUAGUGUGUGUACUGUGAAUACAGGAUGUUUGUGUAGUGGAUGCUGUGUGUAUAGUUAAUGCAGAGUGUGUGUCAGGGUAAUGAAUGCAGAGUGUGUGUCAGUGUAGUGGAUGCAGAGUGUGUGUUAGUGUACUGUAUGCAGAGUGUGUGUGUAUGUUAGUGUAGUGAAUGCAGAGUGUGUGUUAGUGUAGUGAAUACAGAGUGUGUGUGUGUUAGUGUAGUGUAUGCAGAGUGUGUGUGUGUUAGUGUAGUGAAUGCAGAGUGUGUGUUAGUGUAGUGGAUGCAGAGUGUGUGUGUGUUAGUGUAGUGAAUGCAGAGUGUGUGUUAGUGUAGUGUAUGCAGAGUGUGUGUGUGUGUGUUAAUGUAGUGAAUGCAGAGUGUGUGUUAGUGUAGUGAAUGCAGAGUGUGUGUUAGUGUAGUGGAUGCAGUGUGUGUGUUAGUGUAGUGAAUGCAGAGUGUGUGUUUGUGUAGUGUAUGCAGAGUGUGUGCUAGUGUAGUGUAUGCAGAGUGUGUGUUAGUGUAGUGAAUGGAGUGUGUGUGUUAGAGUAGUGAAUGCAGAGUGUGUGUUAGUGUAAUGAUUGCAGUGUGUGUGUUAGUGUAGUGUAUGCAGAGUGUGUGUUAGUGUAAUGAUUGCAGUGUGUGUGUUAGUGUAGUGUAUGCAGAGUGUGUGUUAGUGUAGUGAAUGCAGUGUAUGUGUUACUGUAGUGAAUGCAGUGUGUGUUAAUGUAAUGAUUGCAGUGUGUGUGUUAGUGUAGUGAAUGCAGUGUGUGUGUUAGUAUAAUGAAUGCAGAGCGUGUGUUAGUGUAAUGAUUGCAGUGUGUGUGUGUUAGUGUAAAGAAUGCAGUGUCUGUUAGUGUAAUGAAUGCAGAGUGUGUUAGUGUAAUGAUUGCAGUGUGUGAGUUAGUGUAGUGUAUGCAGAGAGUGUGUGUUAGUGUAAUGAAUGCAGUGUGUGUGUUAGUGUAGUGAAUGCAGUGUGUGUGUUAGUGUAAUGAAUGCAGAGUGUCUGUUAGUGUAAUGAUUGCAGAGUGUGUGUUAGUGUAAUGAUUGCAGUGUGUAUUAGUGUAAUGAAUGCAGAGUGUCUGUUGGUGUAAUGAAUGCAGAGUGUGUGUUAGUUUAGUGUAUGCAGAGUGUGUGUUAGUGUAGAGAAUGCAGUGUGUGUUAGUGUAGUGAAUUCAGAGUGUGUUAGUGUGUAGUGAAUGCAGAGUGUGUGUUAGUGUAAUGAAUGCAGUGUGUGUCAGUGUAGUGAAUGCAGUGUGUGUGUUAGUGUAAUGAUUGCAGUGUGUGUGUUAGUGUAGUGAAUGCAGAGUGUGUGUUAGUGUAAUAAUUGCAGUGUGUGUGUGUUAGUGUAAUGAUUGCAGUGUGUGUUAGUGUAAUGAUUGCAGUGUGUGUGUUAGUGUAGUGUAUGCAGUGUGUGUUAGUAUAGUGUAUGCAGUGUGUGUUAGUGUAAUGAUUGUAGUGUGUGUGUUAGUGUAGUGAAUGCAGAGUGUGUGUUAGUGUAGUGUAUGCAGAGUGUGUGUUAGUGUAAUUAUUGCAGUGUGUGUGUUAGUGUAGUGUAUGCAUAGUGUGUGUUAGUGUAAUGAUUGCAGUGUGUGUGUUAGUGUAAUGGUUGCAGUGUGUGUGUUAGUGUAGUGUAUGCAGAGUGUGUGUUAAUGUAAUGAAUGCAGUGUGUGUGUUAGUGAAGUGUAUGCAGAGUGUGUGUUAAUGUAAUGAAUGCAGUGUGUGUGUUAGUGUAGUGUAUGCAGAGUGUGUGUUAGUGUAAUGAUUGCAGUGUGUGUUAGUGUAGUGUAUGCAGAGUGUGUGUUAGUGUAAUGAAUGCAGUGUGUGUGUUAGUGUAGUGAAUGCAGUGUGUGUGUUAGUGUAAUGAUUUCAGUGUGUGUGUUAGUGUAGUGUAUGCAGAGUGUGUUAGUAUAAUGAAUGCAGAGUGUGUGUUAGUGUAAUGAUUGCAGUGUGUGUGUUAGUGUAGUGUAUGCAGAGUCUGUGUUAGUGUAAUGAUUGCAUUGUGUGUGUUAGUGUAGUGUAUGCAGAGUGUGUGUUAGUGUAGUGAAUGCAUGCAGUGUAAAUGGAGCAUUCCAAAAAUGUUAUUCCCCCCUCCCUGUUUCUUACCUGGUCCAGGGAGGGGGGAGAUACCAUGAUCCCUGGUGGUCCGGUGGCAUUGUGGGGGCCCCCGGCUCCCUGUACUUGCAGAGGGGGCUCAGCGGACUACAUCUGUACUUACAAGCUCUUCCCUCUCUGUAACCCAUGGCAACGCUCUGACAGCCGCGGUACUCGCGGGAGUUACAGAGAGGGAAGAGCUUGUAAGUGUAAGUACACUUGCAGUCCGCUGCACCCCCUCUGCAAGUACAGGGAACCGGAGGCCCGCGGCUGCACCUGCACUGCACAUAUAUAGCGAACAUCGCUAUAUUUAUGUGCAGAGAGUAAUUGUGGGGCCCGGGACUGCCAAAGCAGUCAUGGUUGUCACCCCCUGAUGGCGGCCCUGGGUACUAGGAGGAGCCAGGAUUUGGUAGAUCAUUACACAGUAUACCUUUCCAAUCACAAAAUAUGGGAAGCCAAGAUAGAAGAAGCAGUGACAUAUUAAUGCUCAUGUUUUUGAUUUUAUUGGCUUGGUAAAUGCUACUUUUUUGUUUUAGCGGCUUGAUGACCAUUGGCAAAAUGGGUUCUGGAACAGAUUACAGAGUGUCAGGUUCCUUCACCUGGGGGAAGUCACAGUGUCAGUAGACUUGGGGAUCCCCUAGUUGAUCCCAUGGGAUAUGUUAUAAACAUCCUCCAACAUCAUGGAAUACAAGGGAUGUUUUCACUUUUUUUUUUUUUUACAAAGCGGUCACUAUAAUACCCUAAAAAUUCUGAAUUGAAAUAUAUAUUCAAAUUUUACAACUAGAUCUGUAUAAAUGUAUGUAUCUGCAAAUUUGUAACGCAUUGUGUUUCCGUCUGUAAGUAUAGUGAGUGUAUGCAACUGUGUAAAUGCAUUGCAGGGUUAAAGAUAAUGUUAGAAGUUAUUCGGGUAAAGGGGUGUUAAGGUUGGGAGUUAAUGUCACAGUUAGAUUACACAGGGUGUUUGGUGUUACGAGGACUAAAGGCUUGAGAGGGGUAUAGCUGUGCGUAGUUCAGUAUUAUUUGUUUUAGGAGUUAAGUCUAGUAAAGGGUUAAAUGGUGUGCAGCACAGGAGCCAGCUGAUUUCCCUCACCGGAAGUGACGAGGGUAGGGGAUUUUCACGGGUAGGGAAAUUUGAUAGAACACCGGCGUUGAGUGCUUAAGUUUGGGACUGAGGGACUAAGGAAAGAGUUUGUUUAGGUUUUGGGAGGGGUUACAUUUAGGCUUAGGUAACAAUUGGGUGUUUAGGGUACAGGACUGUGGAGUUUAAUGGAUUAUUUGCAAAGUAUUUACCCUCCUAUGGUUGAGUAAAACUGCUGUAACUGUUAUUUAGUGUGUGAAUCAUUUAGGUCUUACCCUGCUCCUCCUGCAAGGCAUUUCCUGUAUGAGAGCCUACUGGUGGACAAAUCGGAAGUGAUCCCUUCCACUUCCUGUCCAGCCUCACACAAAGACACUGGAGGAGCUGGUAGAGUUCUGUGUAGAACUCUUCCUUUAACUCUGUUAUCAAACAAAGGAGGCUGACUGGACUACAGAAGACACUGGUCCCUCACCAGCCCACCUAAUGUUCAAAAAGGCACAUUAUAAAUGCUGUAAAUAUGCCCUACUGGUCAGGCGCCUGUAAGCAGAUGCUUUCUCUGCCUAAUGGAAAAUCUGGCCCAGCGCAUGGUAGCUCCAUCAAUGAGAAAAGUGUUCAUAAUACCUUGAUGCAAUAAAAAAUGGCAAAUGAGAGAGAAAAAAAUCUGGCUUUCAGUUUUAUAGCUUUCUGUUUUAAAAGGUCAUAUCAAAUUUAUUCCCAUAUUUUUUAAAACAUAUCUGGCAAAGUAGAACUUUGUAACACUGUAUCCUUAAUAAAUACCUAUUUUGUUUCGUACCCAGGCUGGACAUGCCAUUGUUCAUUUUGAUGAAGCAACUGAUGCAGUUACAGGACUGAGACAGAAAACGAGUUACGGACGACCACUUUGGGAAAAUGAGUUUUCCGUGGUGUCAGAAGCCCACCCAAGGUUAGUCUAUUAGUCAAGAAAAUUAGAAAAACAAAAUGAAUUCUAGAUAUUGAGUUGUCCUUUCCUACUGUGGUCAAUUACAAAUAGAGAGUUGGGCUGUAUAGAACCCACCUACAGAGGGACUUAUAGAAAAUGUUGUUCCCAUACAAUCAGUAUCUUACCAGUGAAAAUUGAUCUUUCAACCUACCAUCAUUGUAUAAGUUAGUAGAAAAAGAGAGAAUGGGUUCCUAUUGUUAAAAGGAAAAUUAUAGGAAGAUUGAUUUUUCAUUCUUUCUUCUUGAUUUAUGUUAUAGAUCUACAGUGGGUGUAUUUCUUUGUGGACCAAGUGCACUUGGAAAGAAUCUACAGCAAUGUUGCCACCAGUUUUCUAGCAUGGAUCCAAGGAAAGUACAAUUCUACUUCAAUAAGGAGAACUUCUGA
Molecule: messenger RNA, 82093 nt
Organism: Pelobates cultripes (western spadefoot toad)
Lineage: Eukaryota; Metazoa; Chordata; Amphibia; Anura; Pelobatidae
Source: the annotation of a GenBank genome assembly